Messenger RNA from Podarcis lilfordi (Lilford's wall lizard), 60727 nucleotides. Lineage: Eukaryota; Metazoa; Chordata; Lepidosauria; Squamata; Lacertidae. The record is from the annotation of a GenBank genome assembly.
CCUGCUAUCACCCUUUAUCUUGUAGCUGGGUUGCAGGAUGCAGCUGGAAACACGCGCAUUUUGCAUGCUUCUCAAAUCACAACCAGGCAUUGCAAAACGCAGGAGGAUUUGCAGACUUCCGCUGGAGGGAGCACUUCUUUUUCUUUUCCUGAGAAGCGAAAACCCACAGGACGGAGCCGCUGCGCGAAUCUCAGCGCUAAGAUUGACACCGCAACCAGCCAAGGGGAGGAAGGCAAGAGCUGGCCCGGAGCUGCUGCCUUUACGCGGCUGGCCCCGCCUUGCCCGCUGGAGCACACAUGGCUCGGUUUCCAGCAGUUGCUGUCAUUCAGGCGCUCCCUCCUCCUCCUCAUCCGCCUCCUCCUCUCGCCGCCGCGGCGCGCAAACAGGCUCAGCGGGGCCUCCGCCGGCUGCUGCGCGAGAUGCGAUGAACUAGAGAGCCGCUCGCAGCGGCGGCAGCAGCAGCUUCUUUUGUUCGCAGUUAGGCGGCCAGGCUGCGUCGCUGUAGCUGCGCGUCCCUUCGGGGAUCCCGGGCAUGAGCCCGGCCGGCUGCCUGCGCCCAUGCGGGGCUUUGAGUCUUGUUGACGGGGGGGACGCGACCUUGCGAGGGGGCCCCCGCGGCGGGAGAUGCGCUGGUUCCCGGAGACGCCUGGAGCAGCAUGUUCCCCGAUGCCGACGCCGCUAACGUGCCCUCCAGCAGCAGCAGCAGCAACGGGCAGCUCGAUUCGGCCGCCGCCGGCUCCCCUGCAGCUCAAAGUCCCGGCGAGUCGUGCGGGGGCGGCAGCGUCCCGGCCGCCGCCGCCGAAGAGGACGACGAGGCGGCGGCGGCGACUGGUCGCGGCUUGCCCUGCUCCAUGCUGGCCGCCGGACUGGGGGUGCUGUUGCUGGCGGUGUCCCUCUUCCACCUGGGCCGGCAGAAGGAGGGCGACGACGGCGAGGAGGCGGCGGCCGAGGCUGGCGGGCAGCCCAGCCUGGCCUUGCUGCUGCUCCAGCUGGCCCUUUACCUGGCCUGCGCCGCCAGCGCCUUCGUAGUCGGCACCUUGCUGGCUCUCGUCAGCCGGAGCCGCGGCCGCCUCAGACCCCCGCCGGAUUUCCGCGCUGCCUGGAACUGCCGCUACCCCGGCAGGGAAAACGCCGCUCCCUUACUGCAAGCUGCCGUGGUAAGUAAGUGCCCCUGCCACGGACCCCUUGCCUUGCGCCGAAUUAAGUUUUCCAGACUCUCUUCAGAGUGCAUGCCUUGCCUUCCAAAGCAGGGCUGGAGUUCAACCCAGAGUUGCCCGUGUACUGUGCUCUCUCCUUGGGUUCUCAGCUCCGUGGGGUGGACAGUGCCUCUGAGCCCAUACAGAGUAUAUUUUCGUCCCGACUUGGGAAUCGCAGAGAUCUUCAGCCUUCCCCAGACAUCUGGGGUUCAACUGUAGGCCUCCCUGGAUAGUAUGUUCAGGUAGACUGGAGUCCAGGCGUCUUUUUUUUAUUAUUUAGCAAGUAAGUGUAAGGUGGUCUAGGCUUGAUUCCUGCCCCCACCUCAAUAUCUCAUACCAAAAUAGGAAUAAGGGGGGAAUCUGUGUACCUGGACUGCGUGUGUGCCUGCUUAGCGGCCUGAAACCUAAUUUCAUCUCCCGCUUCCCUGCUGAAAGAUGACUGUCUCCUAUUAUUCACCUGUGCAGUGACAGUGCAGCUGCUCCAGUUAUUUUGGCUGCAGUGCCCGAAGUAGCAGAGGAUUAUUUCAGGGCUGGAAGCUUAAUACCGGUAAACUUGUUCAAAGUAGGAUUAACAACAAGCAGCACUAGAAAGUGUGUGCUGUGCUGUUGAUAGGUUUUAAUGCUGCCCUGCAAUGGUUGUAUUUCGUUUGGGUUACUGCUUUCUCACUGUUUUUAUUCAUUUAAACCACAUGGCACUCAGAUAACCCUUUGGAGCAAUGCAGAAAUACAGUAAAUAAAUAGAACUGGUUCAGUAGGCGAAGCUGGCCAAUUUCAAAUGUGUGUUCCUAAAUACAGUACUAUGUGCUUAUGAAUAAAAAGCAGAAAAACAUAUCUCCCUAUUCAGUUGUUUAAUUUGAGGUGUUCUUUUGUCCAUUUGGCUUUUAUAUUAUAGCUGGCUGAACAGGCAGGGUGACACAGCCCGCUUAUAUGGCAGUGGUUUUUUGGGGGUGCCAUUAAAGGAAGGCCCAGUUAUGAGAAGCAGCAGAUGAGGAUGAAGGCACCAUAUUGUACAGGAUUUUGAUGACAUUGAAGGAUCUGCACUUCAUUCUUACUUUUGGUAAGCUUUUGUUUACCACUACAAAGGGGAGCUUGCAGAGUGGAUUUCUUCUCUAUACCAAAACACGCACACACCUGUGCUCCCUAAAUGUAGAAAGUUAGAUGUUCACCAGCUCCGGAAUAUCUAGUUUUCUACAUUGAGGUUUUUAGUGGUGGAGCACCCAUGCCGGCUGAAGUGGUGCAGUCCACACAGAUUCGUAUGUACACAAAUCUAAUGCAUCAUCAAAUCUAAUGCACACCUCAAUUUUCAAAACCUUGAAACCAAAAAAGUAUUUGCUGGUGAAUGUAUAUGUGCCAUCAAAUCUAAUGCGCACCCCUAAUUUUCGCGACGUAAUUUGGCCCCAAAAGGUGUGCAUUACAUUCGAGUAAAUAUGGUACUGAAGAACCAUCAUUCCUUAUUUGCUGUGAGGAUAAGUGGGAAACAGUGUUUGAAUUGCCACAGCUAAGUUUGAUUGUAGAGUGUCAGAUCUACUGAAAACAAUUCAUAAUAUUGACCACACAGGAGUUUAAGCCUGCUUCAUACAUGACAAUUUUCCUAUAUUGCUUUUCUCAAGGAAAAUGUACCCCACCCUUUGAUUGCCUCCCAGGACCAGAAUAGACAGAUGUGUUUGUUGCACAUCAUAGUAUACUCUUAGAAAUUAUAUCCAGAGGGGAAUAAUCAGUGUGAAGCACAGUAGAUGAAUGUUUGGUUGAGAGCUCACAUAUAAAUAGAAGCUAAACUUGUAAUAUUUUUUUCCUUAUUCUGUAAUUGGACAGACGAUGCCUUGAAUUUUAUGUGUCUAUGAUUUGGGUCAAUAGAUUUGUUGGCAACCACAAGCCAGCUACUAUAAUCACAGCAAAAUUCUGGACAUGAUAAGCAUAGUAGUAAUGCACACUGAUUUGAAACCUACUGAUUAUAUCAUCUGCCUUGCAUAUCAGACAAAAUUAUUUUGCAUUGUUGGCAUUGGAACUAGGCGUAUAGUUGGAUUUAUCUCCCCCAUUAAUGGGAUUUCCAGGUGUAUAUCUAUACUGUGUGUGUGUGUGUGUGUGUGUGUGUAAUUGGAAAACUUCUGCAGUAGAACCUGCCUUAGCCUGCAGUUUUAAUUGGGAACUUCUUUGAAUGAGAGCUGUCUUAUUGUUAAUCUGGGCAAUUUAUUAAACCACCCACUAAUGGUGUCGGCCUCCAAACUCAAUGGAUUUUGUUGUGCUGCAAGACUUGAAUUGAUUUGGCUCGUCACUCGCAAACCACUAAAGAUCAAGACUAUUUUAUUUGGAUUUAAGAUACUUGCUUGUUUAGCAAGGGUGGAAUAAAUGGCAGGCUGUUUGUUUUACCCUUGUAAAAAUAGAGAAGGUGCCACCAAAAGCAUGCCGCAUGGGAUGUGAGGGCUGAUCCACAGGUAGCUGCUGUUACUCCCUGGAUCAUUACAGACCAAACUGCUAGUUCUUUAUCUGCUAAUGUAGCUUAACUGGAAAUACACUUAAAAAAUCCCCAUGAAAUUACUCCAGUCCAAGUCUUAGCUAUGUAGGAAGGGUAGUGCAAAAAAAAGUCCGGUGAAGUUACUGACCCAUAAAACACUUUUUAAUCUGCUUGUCUUUUUGCAAGAGCUAAUUGGAUAUACUAUUGUUUGGCUUUGUGAAGUAAUAGUCAUAGAAUAUAAUAAACUUUUGGAUCCUUAGUGGUUUGUAUACUUAGACUGCUAAUUGGCCUUUAGCACUAGAAUCGGUUUCAUUCUGAAGUAUGACCUAAUGUGUAGUUUAUUGAUAACAGCUAUCUUUUGCCUUCCAGUUUUCAAGAGUGGGUACUCCUUGUCCUUGUUGCUUGGAUUCUGUCUCUAGAUAACAUUCUUAGAAGAGAGCAGCCCCUUGAUUACUUGCGGAAACGUAACCUUGCAAUUUCAAAUUCUCUUGCAUUUGUAGGCAGUAGAAUUAAAUCCUUCACAGUCCUUUCACUUUUUAUGUGCCUCUGCUAGCUGUCAUUUUUUGAGGGGUGGAGCUUCCCUUAUAAAUGCUGCUUUUCUCCUUUAUGGUUGCACUCUUUUAUAUGCACCUCUAGUCUUUUCAAGCAUCCUUCCCCCUUUCCUUUACCUUUCUGUCUGUUCAGCUUUAUCUGACACAGGCAGGUAUGCUUUCGUUGGUGGGUUUUUUAAACAACAACACAUUUACGGUGCAGUUUUAUAGGUGGCCUUAACAAUAUCCCAUUUAUUUUCAGAUAUUUUGUUAAAGGCCAAUCUGGUAGCUAGCAAAACGCGCAAGGUUGGUUUCCUGACUGGGAAAGAGGGAGCAACCUUCCUUUUUGCUAUUUGAGGAAGUCAGGGCAAGGAGUGGCUCUCAAACACAGCUAGUGUUGAAAAUCCUAAGGAAAUCACAAAGUCCCUCAGACCAAGGCUCUAUAAUUGCAGCACUUAGUUUCUUUUCUUUCCUGUUCUGCUUUGUUUGUUUGCUUGCUUGCUUGCUCUUCAUUGGUGGCAUGCUGAAGUAGGUUACCUGAAAAUGGAUAACAUUUUACAGAAGCUGCUUAGAGUAGGGUAUUUUACUUGUUGGUAACGCUCGGUGUUUAAGAGAAAUUCCAAAAUCCAUAUUUGUUCUUGGCAUCCAUCUAUCUCGAGAGACAAUGGAGUGUGCUUCCGGGUCCGGGGGUGAAAUCACUGAAGUGAUAUUCCUGUAGCACAAGCCUGGGCAGUUUGCAUGGAGGUCCUGCUAGGGUUGCCAUGUGCCCUCUUUUUCCUGGACACGUCCUCUUUUUCAGGGGUAAAAUUUGGGACAAAUCGCAUUUACAGUCAUACCUCAGGUUGUAGACGCUUCAGGUUGCGUUUUUUUGGGUUGCGGACUGCCGAAACCCGGAAGUAGUAGAACGGUUUACUUCCGGGUUUCGGCGGUCGCGCAUGCGCAGAAGUGCUAAGUUGCACUUUGCGCAGGCGCCGCUGCAGGUUGCGAACGCUGCGGGUUGCAAACGUGCAUCCCGCACGGAUCACGUUCGCAACCCGAGCAUCCACUGUAUUUGCUUAGCAUCAUCUUUUUUGCUCUUCAAAAUAUGGCAACCCUAUCCUGGGCUGCCCAGAUGACAAGACACCCCCCGGCCUCACAUGUGGUCCAAAGGAAAGGAGAGCAAUUUGUUUGGCACCAAGAGUUGCCAGAAGGAAGCAUUCAAGGCACCAUCCAACCAUCUUAGGGACUCCGCAUCACUUCUUGGCCUUUUGGCUAAGAUCAAGGGGACUCCACUCUGGAUGUGUGUGGAGUGGAAAUAACCUCUAUACAAUAUGAUCUGCCUGGUUCUGAUUCUUAUUUGUUACAGGCAACCAGAUCAAUAUUGAUUUUUGUUUCUUUUCUUUUCUUACGGUUGUUUCUUCCAUUUUUCUUACAUCCUGGAACUCUACGGUUCCCACAACAGGUCUCUGUUCCAGGCAUUGACCAGACCUGGAUUUUCUUAGUUUCCUCAUGGUGGAUGCUUGAUACUCUGGUCAGGACCUGCUUUGGAACUUCAGUUUCAGAUUGUAAAAAUAUAGUGACAAUGGAAAAAUCUACCUGUAUGCUACUCUUUAACUAUUGACAGCACAAAUGGGUAAAGUAUGAAGGGGUAAUUAAUCUGCUGUGUGUGUGUGUGUGUGUGCGGGCAUGCAUAUGUAAUGAUUGAUUUGUAGACAUUUUAAUAACAUUUCAAAUUGUGGGUGUUUUGUAGACUGGAAAUUACUAUCUGCAUGGUACUAUAUUUUGUUUUUAUGGUUAAUUGUAUUGUAAUUUUUAUUUAUUUAUUGCUACCAUAGGCAGCCUAGAGAAUCUUAUUCUGGGUGGGAUAUAAAUAUUGCAAGUAGAUAAAUAUUAUCCAUAAAAUGUAACGGAAGUAUUUGUAGUCAGAACUUCACUCUAGCUUGUUGGGGAUGAACAUUAUUCAGCCAAAGAAACACAUUCCUUCAUGAGCAAUAUUGCAUACUAGUGGUGGAUGCAGCCACAUAAACACAUCUUUCUAUCCAGACAGGCAAGAGGCAUUGCCACAGUUCUGUUAUACAUUUCAGCCAGGCAAAAGCACUUCAGGAUAGACAACAGAGCCUGAGAAAAGUUAUGGCCUUGAGAGAGCCCUGAGAGCUGGGAAGUAUUUGACCUUCAGGCUUGCCCCCUGCUUUUGUUCCUAUUUUUUCAGUAUUGGUGUCAGUUCUGUUGCUGUAAACACAUUUUAAAUAGAGCAUUCUUGUAGGUCAGUGAGAAGCAGUUGCAUGCGAUAAGAUUUGUUUUGUAUUGCUUAAAUCCUUUCCCAGCGAGCCUGUGCUCUUUCUAGUGAGGUAUUUCUUGACAUGAUUUUUUUUUUAAAAAAUGUUAUUUAAGGAUUCAGAGUUCAUUCAUUCUAAUAAGUAACACCCAUGCACACCUUGGCUUCUCCGCUAUUUGGUUCAGGGGGAAGUUACCCAAUAUUAGCUUACUUGUCAUUCAAGCCUGAGAUUCAGAUAAUUGUGUAACUAAUUCCCAGAUGCUGUGGGCUCAUUUGAUCCGAACAUCCAACUCCGUGUGAUCAUAGUAAAUCACUUUUGAAUGAGGGGACUUUCUAGAACAGUAUGUAAUACAGCAUUUGGAAGAGGGUGGUCUGAGGGAGUUAAAAACAACAGAAAUCUCUUGAGUAUCCCUAAAGUAGCAUAAAAUAUCCCUACAUUAGCUUUUUAGAUCCCGGUCCAAAUAAAAGAUAUGUGUACUCUACAUUUUAUGUUUAUGUUGUGAGGUAAAAGAAAAUGGUAAAGGAGCCCUGGACGAUUAUGUCCAGUCAAAGGCGAUUAUUGGGGUGUAGUGCUCAUCUCACUUUCAGGCUGAGGGAGCCGGUGUUUGUCCACAGACAGCUUUCUUGGUCAUGCGGCCAGCAUUACUAUACCGCUUCUGGCACAACAGGACAUUGUGACAGAAACCAGAGUACACAGAAAUGUUGUUUACCUUCCCGCCACAGCAGUACCUAUGUAUCUACUUGCACUGGCAUGCUUUCGAACAGCUAUGUUGGCAGGAACUGGGACAGAGCAACGGGACUGCCUUUGGGGGAAGGGUGGUAUGCAAAUUUAAUUAAUAAUCAUAAUAAUACAUUUUAUAAUAAUGAUUAGGAAGCAGUUAAGACAUGUGUACUUAAAGCAACACAAAAGUGGCCUUCCUGUGUAUGUGAAUCUGAUAAUAGGCCAUAUAUUUCAGUUUAAUAAGCUGAGAUAGGAGCAGUGCUAUUUUUCUAGAAAAAUAGGUGCCAGAAUUUUCUCUGUUUCUCUCUUAGAAUGGCAAUGGCACCCACCUGAGGGGUUCUGGAGCUGAGCUCCUGUGAGCUCUGACUGGAAAAAAAGCCCUGGAUAGGAACAAACCUUUGCCCACAUAUAUGCCCCCUUCAGUCCUUCCUUUGUAGCAUUAGUAAUCAAACAUAGAAGCCUUUAACCAUAGUUGAAGUUGGCUUUACAUCCUGGCUUCUUUGAAAACUAGUAAUCUGUAGUUUUCAAGUUUGUACAAAAUGGGAAAUGCUAGUUAAUUAGAGUCUUAUUGGAUUGAUUGCUUCUACAACAGAAGGGCUGUGUGCACGGACAAAAGGUUUGUUUAUAUGUCCACUUAUUUGGCCGAGAGGAACAUUAUCCAAAGCAGGCCAGAGAACUAAUACCGAAAUGUUAUUAGAAGCAGCAACUCUUCAUUACAAAACUUAAAUCUGGCAUUAAUUGACACCCAGAGUGAGAGGGCAGGAUCCACUGAGGAAUAUUAAUUGUCUCAAUAUUUAACAUUAAGCAUGUGUGACUCAUCUAGUAUUGCUCCUUCACAACCUGAGUUUUUCAUUUGGGCCCUAGAGUGAAAUAAGAUGUUUCUUUUGUGGACAGUCCAUUAUUUUUAUGUUCCUGGCGCUAUGCCUGUUUUUGUUCCUCCUCAUAAUUUCCUAGAAAUAGUUGAUGGGCUUGUUGGUGGUGCUGGUUUUUCUGUUUCUUUUCAUUGACUGAAGAUAACCAAGAGGGAGAGAUAAAUAUGCACAGAACUGUGUUUGGUUGCUUGAACUGAAUAUCUGAGAACGCUUUGCGGAGAGGGCCGUAGCUCCUUUGUUGACCUAGUUUAGACCUUUUUUUAAGCCAGUAGAACUGUUCGUUUCCACACGUACCUGCUAUACGAUAACAGUACAGAUCAACCAUGUCGUCCUGGAAGUAAGUCCUAUUGUAUUCAAUGGGACUUAGGAAAGUGGGGUUAGCACUGUAGCAUAUGAGGCCCUUCUUUGAGUGCCCCUUUACAUUUGUGUCAUGGCAGGUGGCUGCAGGAGAAAGGACCUUCCCUACUUAGUGGAAUGGUGCUUUGCUUGGCAUUUCAAAGCCAAGCAAAUGCUCUUAGUAAAACCCCUCUUGUAUCCUAUGCUGUGUGUGUUUAUUUCUGCUGCUUUUCGUAAUUGCUUUUUUUUAUAUUGUGGCGUUUAAUGUUUUGGUUUUAAGAGCCUUUGGAGAGCUACUGCCAGUUGGACUAGACUAGACAGUAUGGGGGUAGAUGGGCCAAUGGCAUGAGAGUAUAAAGUGGUUUCAUAUGUUCAUAACCCUUGAGUGUGAUUCAGAAGUGUACAUAAGAAGAAAGCACGCUGAGUAUACAGUUAGAAGUGUACAGCAUGCCCAUGAAAUGAGAGACCAUACUUUCCAUGUAGAGCACUUACAUUCCAUGUUGCACAGGGUUGGGAAACCUCCAGCCCAUGGGCCAAAUUUGACCUGCCAAGACUCCCCAUUUGGCUCACUAGGGCAUUUUGGCCAAGCCCUGCCCUACACCUGCUACCAUAUAUGACACUCACUCCUCCCCUUCCCCACUACAGUGGUCCCAGUCCAAUUUGAGGCCUUCCCCAAGCUUCUACUUUUAUAAACAAAAUGAAAAGGGAGAUCCUGGUCACAGAUUUCACAUAUUACAUCACCUCUAGUAGUGUUCCAGGAAACAGGGUAGGAUGGGAGCAGUGCUUUUAGUAUCUGUAAUAUUUUGACCGAUGAAUUUUUUUAUACUAUAUAUGUUGCAUUUUUGUAUGUGUAUGUAAUGUGAUUUAUGACAUGGUGGCUUGCCUCACACCAUCUAAACGAAGCUGUAAAUACCUAUUCUGAGGGUUAUUGUGAUUAAAGAUGUUGCUGGUCAUCUUGCACUUCAAAGACAAUACUGGUGCUAACUUGGGUGAACAACUGAAUCACGCUUUUUGCAUAGUGUUGCUUUUAGAGUCAUUGGAGAUGGAGAAGCUUUGAGGGAGAUGGUUUUAUCUGUGGAGAUGCACAUUUAUUGGACACAUUCAGCUGUAUAAGAAGUCCUCCUAGGUGAGGUGUUGAUUCCGAUCAUGUUUGCCCCCCUUUCAUGUUGGCACCAAAUGUUGACUCCUUGUGACUUCAUAUAUAUGGUUGUAUUCUUAUCUUGCGUACUGUGGCCGUCAAAUCUGCUGUGGGUUGGCAUUUCUAGAAGAUGAAUGGUUCUCUUCCCUUAUUAGUUUACAUGUCUUUAUUUGCAAAUGAUAACUUAAUUUUCUCCCUUCAAAUUGGUCAUUUAAAAAACUGAGCAACUUUUGGAGUCAGGAGACUGGCUCGGAGGUUUGGCAAACUCCAGAUUUGGAAAGAAAUUUACUUUUUAAACGACUGUUAGUUUGUAAGGCUGGGCUAGAUGUCUCGAACGUAGUGUGUGCUUUGCUGGAUUUAACAAUCAAAUGUCAUUAUUUAAAUACUGCAUUCAUCCAUGUCUUAGGUGUGUGCAUGUUUGCUUUCUUUCAGACUCUUUUAUCUGGAAACGCACAUGAAUCUGUCCAGUCAAGGAGACUGAUGAUUUCUCAUAACAUGGAUAAAGCUCUGAAAGAAGGUAGGACUCAAAGAUAAUCAGUUAUUUGAUGAAAAAAUAUUUCACACCAUGGGAUUUUGUAAAAUAGAAAUUUGAGAACCUCCCUCACACCCACCCACAGUACUUUGGGAUACAUUCAGGUUGCGCAACUAGUAGCAUGGAAUCUGAAUGUCAGUAACUGUGCUUUCAUUGUCUAAAGUAGAUGUAUGGUUGGUUGGAUCCAUGAGUGGAGUUCCCCUAACAGAAUAGAGUGCUCUUGGGUCUCAGCUCUCCCUUUCAGCUGUGAAAGAUCAGGGGAUCCUCUGGAAUAGAGUUGGAGGUGGCACGGGGGACUGCAGUUGGAAACACACAACAGACUGGACUCUGGCUAACAAAUUGAAGCUUCUUUGGACAAGGCAGAAUAUGACUACUCAAAUAAACAAGAACAGUAGUCUUCAUAGUGAGCACACCUGGCUCCUUCCUUUCUACAUUUGGAGGUUUAUAUUACAUGCAGGGCUUUUUUCCAGCCAAAGCUCACCGGAGUUCAGCUCCUGCAUGUCUCAGGUGGAUGCUAUUGCUAUUCUAAGAGAACGAGGGAGAAGUUCAUGGUGAGCUCUGACACCUCUUUUGCUAGAAAAAUAGCACUGAUUACAUACAUACAUACAUACAUACCUUUCCACAGUUCAAAUCUUGCUCAAGGUGCCUUACAAUGUGAAAAAAUACAGAGCUGCAACAUAACAAAAGUAGUCAUAAACAAUAAAGAAAACAUUAAAAAAUACACAACCAAAAUGAACAAUUUCCAAUAAAUUUCCAAUAAAUAAAUUGUAAGAAGUUUUAAAAUAAAGAUACAAAAAAAUCAACAUCAACAAAAAACCUCAAACAAGGAGUCUGUCCAGUAGCCUCAGUUUUUGUUGUUGAAGUGAGCCCUGCCCUCCCAGGCCAGGCGGAAAAGUCCUGCAAGACAAGGAGCAGGUCUUCUAGGACUCACAGCCAAGGUGGUCUAUUUCCCCCCUCCUUUUUUUCCUUUUUAAAAUUAUCACCUAUUCAGUAUUGGAGAAUCGUGCUGCUGGCCUUGAAAAUGAUCAAGGAUCCACUUCUCUUGCAUUGGUUUCUUCUUGGAGUAGGCAGGCAGUUAGGACAAACACUGCGGGUAAGAGAUGUGAUUCAAUCAAACAAAGUCUGUAAUAGCUGGCUUUUAAAACUCAGGAACCUGUCAUCAAAAGAAUAUACGAUGCUGAUAUAUCCCAAGUGUGUCUCUGUUUUAUAAAAUGUAUUGUGCAGCCUAGGAAUGAUAUUUUAAAGGCAGUAUCCAAAUAAUUUAAUUAAAAAGAGUGAAGACAAGGCUUAGGUUGAGUUGCCAGCAGAUAAAGGACAGUAUUUUCUGUUGUCUCUUAGAGAUCUUCUGUCUGUAAAUGAAUGCUGAAUUGCAAAGGCUGUGUUGCAGUGUAGGGAGUAGCCUUGCAUGGGCUUAACCAUGAGCAUUCUAAUUGUGGAGGCAGGAAGAGUCAGCCAUGCAAUGUUGGCGAUUGGUGUGGUUGCUAUUAGCAGAAAAUUUCAUGCAUUGGGUUGAGAUCUAGUGACCAGAGAUAGGAGGCUCGGUGCUGAGGAGCUGUGGGUAGAAGCGCAUGGAUUUACAUUGGAACCAAAACCAGUCAACACUUUGUAUUGCAUGCCCAUCCACAGUUGAUAGUGGGUUCAGUCACCUCUAAUGUUAUGUAAGGUUUGUUACAUGAACAAGCGUUGCACCUGUGUGUCCUCUUGUCCCCUCUUCACAUGCUCUUCUUAAUCAGGUAACUGCUCUGGCAAAGUCUGUUAAUUUGCUGCUGCAUCUAAAUCUGCAAACUGUCAUUCCUGUGAAAGUGGAAGUAACAGAUGUAAAAAAGUGGGAGGUGAACCAACCCAGCUGUCUUAGUGAGCAGCAUGAGGCUUUUUACUGUAACUCAGUAAGAUGUUUCUACCUACAUGUGACUAUAAAGCGGUUAGGCAUGCCGGACCAAAAAGGUAUGAUAGAGCUGGGUAGUUAAUAGUUUCAUAAAAUAAAGCUUAGUUUUCGUGUGACACAGUGUGUUUUAUCAGUUGUACUUAAUUAAAUUACUCAAUCUGUGGGAAAUUACCGUAUUUUAUUUUUACUUACAGUUAUAGGCAGCUACUUAGGAUUUCUAGUAAGAUGACUGACAAAUGGCAGUUGCAGUCUUACUCUGUGAACCUCCAGCAAGCUUUUUCCAAGGCCAUUUUUUCUUAUAUCAUCCCUUUCUUAUUUUUUGAAAGGUGGGAGAAUGCAAUACACUGAAGGUGCAAGCAGCCAAUGUUUUCAAGCACCAAUUGUUCAUAACAGUACUCCCCCCUCCCCACUUCCCCAAGGCUCCUGACUGAAUUCUGCUUCAUCUUUGGUGUUGCUUUGGUUUCAGUGUUUGACUACAGCUACAGAGAUUACAUUUUAUCUUGGUAUGGUCACCUCAGCAGAGACGAGGGACAGCUGUACCACCUGCUAUCCGAAGACUUCUGGGAAGUUGCCAAGCAGCUGCGACAGAGGCUCAGUCACAUUGAUGUAGUUAAAGUCGUCUGCAGCGAUGUAGUGAAAGCUUUGUUAACCCACUUUUGUGACCUUAAAGCAGCCAGUUCCAGGUAAAAACAUAUUCCCCACAACACCCUGAUUCCAUUUUACUUUAGCUAUUCUCCCCUUCCCCUUUUGCUUGUGUUUGAACUGUAUUGAGAGACCCCGUGUGGUGUAGUGGUUAAAGUGCUGGACCAGGACCUGGGAUACAAGAGUUCAAACCCCACUCGGCCGUGAAGCUCACUGGGGGGCCUUGGGCCGGUCACUGCCUCUCAGCCUAACCUUCCUCACAAGGUUGUUGUGGAGAUUAAACAAGGAGAGGGAGCCACUUUGAGCUGCUUAGAGAAAAAGAUGGGCUAUAAAUACAAAUGAUGAUGAUGAAGAAGAAGAAGAAGAAGAAGAAUAGUGAAGCUUCCUUUGAGGCAACACCAACAGAAACAACGAUAAACAGCAAUGAUAACUAACUUUUUUGGCAUGUAUGUCACAAUACACGUCAAACCUCUCAGAGACUAUAUAUGCCGCUUGCUCCCUCAUACAUUGUGGUUGACCUGUGUCUAGUCUACUGAGCUGAACAGGCCCUGGUCAGUAGCAGAAAGGCAAUGGGAAGUGUAGGCCUGAUCCUACUUUUCUGGCAGGCAUAUGGACCCUCCUUUUCCUACCUAAAUGUAUAAUGAACUUCUAUUGCUUUGGUGCAUAUGUUACAGGUUUACCUUCUAUGCCGUGUGCAUGGCAAGGCAUUGUUCCCAUCAAGGUUAGAAUUGUGGCCAAACUCAUAAAUGUUAUCUGUCCUGUAUUAAAAAUGAUAAACUUCGCCAAUUAUUCUGUUGGGAGCCACCCAGAGUGGCUGGGGAGACCUGGCCAGAUGGGUGGGGUAUACCUAAUAAAUUAUUAUUAUUAUUAUUAUUAUUAUUAAGCAUUUGGGGUAGGGUCAUUUAAGACCUUUUUGAUCUCAGUUAAAGAUGGGCUAUGGAGGUUGCCAGAAAGCAAAACUUGGCAAGAGUAUGUAUGUAUGUAUGCAUUUAUUUAUUUAAAGAGAGAAUAAUGCCACUGAUGUGUUAUCAGACAUGGAUUGCAGUUGUAUAUUUGUUGUCCACUUCUCUUGUACUAGGAACUGAAUCCCUUUGACUUGGGUGUGUUCACUACAUAGGCAUGUGAAGUAUAUUGUGAAAGCUGAUGUUCUUGAAAAGGGAAUUUCCUCUUUGUUCUUGUAGUUCCAUUUUUUUGGUUGGUCUUGUCAUUGGCAGUGCCUAGUUGGCAAAGGUGAUUAACAGAAACCACAACAAACAAGGAUGCAGCAGGAGCAUCUUAAAAAAAACCAACACAACCCAAAUUAAAGUAUAUUUGUGUGGGUGGACCCAUGGGCUAGUUGGCGACUGCUUGGAAUCUCUUGAACUACAUUCUUUGAAACACAACUGUGUAUUUCCCCCCCCCCCACCUGUUGCACAUUGAAUGUGGCCAGUUAAUAGCUGUGUAGUUGGUAUAUGUGAGUCCUUGGGAUGCGGCAGAUCUCCAUGUGGCAUUGAAGCUCACUGCAUGACCUUGCUGGCCAGUUUGUUUGUUUAUCUUGGAGAUGCUCUUGAUGCAAUAGAUUAAGAACCAGGUUGCUAUGUGGCUUUCUCUAGCAGAGAAAGAAAGCUCCUUGACCUAUUUUUAUUCCAGCCUUCAGUAUGAAUUCCCAGAGUGCUUCACAUAAGAGGAAAAUGCAAAUUUAAAAACCCAAUUAAAAUAUAAAUAAAACAAAACUGAAUAAUAAAAAAUACAGUUAUUAAAAGGCAGCAGGAUCUUAAAAGCCAGGUAAAAAGGAUCAGCAGGACUAAAACUAUAGCAUGCGCAAAUAAAAAUGUCGCCAAAGUAGGCACUAGAUGUUUCUUUUGCAUAACCUACUUCUUAAGGAUGUUCUGUGUUUAAAAAUGGGACAGCUGCUAUAAGCUUUCUUGCUGGGAUACCAGUAUAGCACAGUAAUAUUACAUAUGCUCUCUUUUAGAUAUUUACAAUUGAAUGCCCAGUUGGGAAUUGAAACAUGGAGACUUAACAGGAUUUCACUGUGUUUUAAAAUCCAUGCAAACUUUUAGUGCAGUGGUGGGGAACAUCUGGUUUGCCAGUCUGAUUCUGCCUGCCAUGGUUCCCGGUUUUACCUGUGAGAACCUAACACUUGCCACUCACUUUGUUGAAUUAACUUUAACUUUCUGACAGGCUCAGGUAAUGAAUCAAGACAUGAGUUUGUUCCAGUUGCACAUUCAUUAUAGCUUAUGUGACUUGGGCACACUCUUUGCUCUUGCUUACACUCUCAGGAGGGAUCACUUGCAAAUUGCUAACUUGUCGUUGAUAGCCUGGUAAAGUACUGCAGGAAAAUGCAGAGAACAAACAUGCCUUGCAAACUAGGUUGAAGGAUAGGUAAAACUACUGCUGCUUUUCUUUCUCCUCUUCCGUUAAUAGCUUUUCCAGUAGUCAUUUUAAUGCAUGUGGUAGACAUGGGAAACAUGAGAGGGUUUUUCUUUGCAAAUAGCAGUCUCAAGGCCAGCCGGAAAUAUUAAAGCAAUUAAGAAAUAAAAGUUGAAAUAUCUGACUUGGUAGCUAGAUGGUCUUUCUCUUAGCAAAUGAAACAAAAGGGGAACAUCCAUAUCUAUAGGAUUUGUGUUUUCUUGCUAGUGCCCUAAAUUAUACCUUUUCCCCCCGGAAAAGGGUUCUAGCAGAUCAAACUUGAUUUAAUUCUGCCAAUCUCUUAAAGAAGCUGAGGCAAUGCAGAUAAAGAGAUGUACAGCCACUUCUGCUCCCUUGUGAAUUACUUAGCAGCUUGCUGCAGACUUGUGUGGAAGCCCUGGUAGAUAGAUAUACAGUACAGUCCUGUGAAAAAUGUCUUUUUAGAUUUACUGCUGCGUAAACAUCUUUCAGAUUUAUCUCCUGCCUGUUGGGGAGCCCCUUUACACUGUCAAGAUGAUGAAGAACCAGAAUGGUUUCAGGAUUUAUUUUUAUUUUUUUAAAGUUGCAAUUAGAGUUAAUAGGAGGCUAACAUGAAUGUGGUCUCAGGUUUCCUUGCAAAAGACUCUCACUUGCACACCGUGAUAAAUUACCCUACUUUCUAAACAGAUUUUUGGUGUAUAAUGCCUUUUAAAAUGCCACUCUCAGCAUGCUUGUCUCAGCCAAUGGUAAGAGACCCAUUUCCUUUGCAAAACUGGACAAAGGUAUCAAAAUGGCCUCACCAUCCUGCUUUCCAAGCCAUGGUGGCCCGAGGUUGCAAGGCUGUCCUUGUCCAUUCAGGAAAGAUAUUUUUGACAAUGGAGUGUAAUGUGCAAAGUCAGAGCAAUUUGCAGGAUGAGGGACAAGUAGCCUGCUUCUUACUUCUCCUUGGCCCAGGAUUGUUCCUCCAGAGACUGGCUUGAAUGCCUUGGUUGAUUGAGAAUGCUUAGCCAGCUCUGAAUAAUUUGUCAGGGGCUUUUCCUAAGCUCAGUUCCUACCCUACUGAUUGUCCCAGUGAUUGGGAAGUUACAUGGUCUCACUUUCUUUUUGCUAUGAAAACAACUGUGGGUGGGUGGGCUCAGAGGAACGGACAGCUUUCUUUAACUAUCAGGGUUUAUUUAGGAGAAAGGAAACUGAAUGUAUAAUUCAAUGUCUUUUACCCUACAGUUUGAUCUAACUGUGGUUUGCACAAACUAUAGCUUUCCUUUGAAUAAGGACUGCGGGUUGUUUUGAACUGCAAAUAGAAACUUGGAACUUCCUCCCUUCACGCAUCAAAGACUGAGACAGAGGGGAAGUGUGUGAACCCAGGACUUAGGUCUGCUUUUCCCAAUAAAUUGGAUUUAAACCAUGGUUUGGUGUUGCAUCUCAACUGGGCUGGUGUGUUUCAUGAACUGUAAAUGAUUUUUAUUUUAGGUGAUGUUUGAUUUUGUUCUGUCUUUGUUGUGAAUGCUGUACUUUGUGCCUGGUAGGUCUCUCCUUUUACUCAUCACCUGCUGCCUGAAAAUGCUAGAGCUUUAUGGAAUACUUUCUUGCAUGCAUUUUAUUGCAAGAGCUGCGUCAAGGAUUUUGAAACACCUGCUAAGAUAAACUUAUCCAGUACAUGUUUGCAUACUUGCCCUCUUAUGCAAGCAUACGCUGAAAGUAUUUUACUGGCUGUUUGGAAAUGGAAAUGAAGCCCUGGUCUGAGCCUUUUUAUACGGCAUUUGCAAAGCAGGCCUCAAACUGACAAUUUCAAGCUCCCUCACAAGCUGACGGCUUUUCAAUAACAAGAUGGACCAAAUUGAAAAUCUGUGAUAAAUGCUUUGUAUGGAAAUUCUGUAAAAUAGACAUUGGAGCUGUUGAAAAAUACAUUUGCAUAUGUUUGUUUGAACCAAUUCAUUGAGCUUUUUAAAGUUUAUCUGGUUUAUUCAAAGCAAUAGAUUGCAUAAAGCUGAAGUGAAGCCUUUCAAAUUCCUCCACAGACAUGUUAGAGGAGGGAACACAGGGAUGUGAGAUCUGAUGCUUGUCCCCAUAAACCUUGUCCCCACAAACUACUAAACCUCACCAUGGCAUAGUGUUGUGAAACUACAGUUGUGUGUGUGUGUGUGUUUAAGAAAUUCAGAAAUGUUCAUAACUUUAUUAACAUUGCAAAGCCCAAGUGAUUUAAAUUGCUGUUUUCCCUUUCUUUCUAUAACGAAUAAGGAAGAAGGGAGGGGCUUGCUGUGGGGAAAUGUAUAACUAACUCAUACUGUAAAUAAAUAAAAAAAUGCAUUGCAUGUAACAUUCAACAAAGGCAGUGUUUUUUAUAGGUAGCUGGCUUUCUUCUUUUAUGGAUCGGGAAUCUUCAAGCAGUGAUGACUAGAGGAUGAUUAACUUUCUGCUGCUCCUCUUUAGACUGGAAGAGCAGCCACGGCCAUUUUUAUUGCAUCCGUGUUUGAGGAACUCUGAUGAAGAAGCAAGAUUCCUGCAAGCAUGUUCUCAAAUUUUGGUGUAUUGUCUUCUGCCCUCAAAGGAUGCCCGGUCGCUGAGCUUGCGCAUAGUCCUUGCAGAAAUACUUGCAUCAAAAGGUAAUUAUAGGUCAGGUCAAGCGUUUGCUCACGAUUAGAAAAUCAGCCUGCACAUUUAUUUAUUUAUUUCAUAAAAUUUAUACACCGCUUGAGUCUUAAGAAACCUCAAAGCAGUUCACAAAAAAAAGCACAAAGCAAGAAAAUCAAGAAAAAUUCACAGCCGUAUCUCAAAACAUACAAAAGUUAAAAUAGUUGAAACAGAUUAAAAUUUCCUCAACAAAGGUUAUUGGUCUUUUGGAGCCUGUGGGCACAUUUGCAAAUUGCAGCAACUGUUGUGGGCACCAUGGAGAUACAGUCGUACCUCAGAAGUCAAACGGAAUCUGUUCUGGAAGUCCAUUCGACUUCCGAAACGUUCGGAAACCAAAGCACAGCUUCUGAUUGGCUGCAGGAAACUCCUGCAGCCAAUCGGAAGCCGCGGAAGCCCCUUCGGACGUUCAGCUUCCGAAAGAACGUUCGAAAACCGGAACACUCAAUUCCGGUUUUCGAUCGUUCAGGAGCCAGAUGAUUUGACCUCCAAGGCGUGUGGGAGCCUAGGUACAGCUGUACUGCGACUUGGCAAGCAUCACAACACCCUUGGCUACAAUGGGAUGAGGGGAGUAGAACCUGUGGGAGCCGCUUUGGCAACCCUUCCUGUGCAUGCAUUGACUUUAUUGCACCUUGCUUGUUCUGAUAGCUUUUUAGAGGAGCCCAGGAGAUCUCUCUUUGGAUCUACAGAUUUGAGCCACUGAAAAAUCUGCACGUUUUUCUUGAUGUGUGCCAGAGUGAAGGCUUUCAUGAAAUGAGGGCAGGCAUACAAUUAGACUGAAGGCAGCCUGACUCAUCAGGUGCAUGAGAUGGAUGUUGCAUACAAAGGCCCGUACCACAAUAAACAUGUCAGUCUCCAGGGCGUCGCAGGCUUUUUGCUGCUACAAUCUAAUAUGGCAUUUUUUCUGGAACUCGUAAAUGGAAAUGUCUGUUUCAUUGGGAAAUAAAGGUGACUUCAUUUUAAGUAGGGCUGUCAGCUUACCCUAAUCAGGUAACCAACCCUGAUUAGUUGGUUAAUCACCUACCCUUUCAAUGGUUAUAUUUGUAAAAUAAUAAUAAUUUAUUAUUUGUACCCCGCCCAUCUGACUGGGUUGCCCCAGCCACUCUGGGUGGCUUCCAGCAUAUAUAAAAACAUGGUACAGUGGUACCUCAAGUUACAAACGCCUCAGGUUACAAACGCUUCAGGUUACAAACUCCGCUAACCUGGAAGAGUUACCUCGAGCUGAGAACUUUGCCCCAGGAUGAAUACAGAAAUCGUGUGCCAGUGGUGCAGCGGCAGCAAGAGGCCCCAUUAGCAAAAGCACGCCUCUAGUUAAGAACAGUUUCACGUUAAGAACGGACCUCCGGAACGAAUUAAGUUCGUAACUAGAGCUACCACUGUAUAUUCAGCAUAUUACUGAAACCUGAGUAUAACUGUCUCUUUGAGACAUUAAACAAAUUUACGUGAUUUACAACAAUAAAUAAAAACCACCAUUAAUUCUUUGAAAAAGACGCACAUUUUUAUAUUUUUGUUUUCAUUCUUUUACUCAUAGGAACAAAGGAAGCUGUCUUAUACCAUUGGUUCAUUUUGGCCAAUAUUGUCUAUGGCAGCUAUCUAAACUUUUCAGAUCUAGACUCUACUUUUAACACAAGCUUGCAUUUGGGAACUUAUUUCUUAAUAUUUUACCAUAUAUUUGCAUGGUGGUAGUGCUCCUGUUGUGACCCACAUUGGAUCAGGCCCCACAAACAAGUUUUCUCUUAAUUUGCAGCUCUUCUGAUCUAAAAUUUGCCCUUACCCAUCAGUCAACUACAGCUAUAAUGGAUUGAAUUAAAGAUUUAAAGCUUGCUCUCCUAAUUCUUUUCAGGGUUCUAGGAAAUAACUUCACAGGCAUGAAACUACAGUAUUUUAACAGACUGAAUUUCCAAACUCCUGUGAUUAUAAACUUCUAAGGUUGUGUGUCACCUCCAGCUAUUUUUAGGAAACGUUCUUUAAGGCUACAACGGGAUGCACACUUCUUAGGAACAGUUUUCCCACUGGGCACUGGGAUUUGUGUCCAAGUAAAUAUGAUCAAGCUGUUAAGAAUUUUUGAAAUAAACGUAACACCAGCAUUUAGAAGCGGUUCAUUUGUAUCUAUAAAUUCAGGCUAAUAUUAUUUAGUGCAAAAUGUACAGGGGGUUUUUUCCCUCGAUGAAGAUGUCUGCAGCAUUACAUGUGUGCCGCGUUCUUCUUUUUUAAAACUUCAGUACUGAAACCCAUGGUAGAGCUCCUGAGUGAUCCCAACUACAUCAACCAAAUGUUGCUUGUCCAGAUGGAGUACCGGGAACAGGUGAAUGAGCAUCACAAAAGAGCCUACACAUAUGCUCCUUCUUACGAAGAGUUCAUCAAGCUUAUUAACAGCAACUCGGAUGUUGAGUUCCUCAAACAACUAAGGUAAUGCCAUGUUUGUUUAUAGGAAACUCGACACAAAAUAGGUCCAUUGGCAUUCAUUGAAUUGGGGGCAAAGUCUGUAUCAGAGAGAGAGCAGGCAUGUUCUAGUUAGUAUUUAUGGCAUGCAGGUAAUUGAGGCCAUGAAUAGCUAUACUGUGACCCAUAUCCAAAGUGUGUAUUCUCCAGCCCAGUGUUUCUGGAGGCAGGUGUUUUUGCUUUAUUGAACUCACGGGAAUAGGCCACACCCAUAGGAUUUAUACCAGGCACGGCCAAUCCAGAUGUCUUAUAGAGUUCCUGAGGCUGCUCACAGAAGUCAGAUUGCAUGCAUGGCCUUAUUUCUUUCUCUGUGCAUAUUGUUGGGUUUUUUUUCAUUUCACCCUUGACAGGAGCUGGAGGCAGACGUAGGUCAACAAUAAAGCACUCGAUGUCAGUGAAGUUAACUGUUUAUUGAAAGAAACAAAACAGCUCUGUCCUAGUGGUCACCACAACCCUUCCCAGUAGGUCUUGACCCAAUGAAUCAUUUGAGAGGACUGAAGGUCCCUGCUCCUCCCCUGAUUCCUUCCCCAGCAGCCGAAGGCUCCAUCGUCUUCUCUCAUUGCUCCACCCACUUCAUUUCUCUGCGUAUUCUGGGAGACCAAGAGGGAGGCUCAGAUAUAUAAUCUAGGGCUGGGCAAUAUCUGGAUUUUAACACCGUGAUACAUCAGCAGCUAAAUACUGCAAUUUACUGAUAUAUCACAAUGUGUGAAAUGUAUCUCGGCUUCUUCUUCAGAAGCAGAUGAGAUACAUCACUCAUCCCCAUAUUGCACUGGCUCGAGCAGUAUGGGAGCUUGAUCAGCUGAGGGGUGGGCAGCUUCCCAUGCCCCUCAGUUGAUCAACCCCCCCUUCCUCUGAUUUGCAUGAGCCGGGGGGGGGGGCAUCUUCCUUAAACUACUCAGCUGAGAGGCGGGAAUCACAAUUGCAAGAUUAUAGUCUUUCUGUAAGCCACACAUUUAGAAAACAUACAAUGUCUGGUCUUAGUAAUAUUUUUAAUCCUUUAAUUAUUCUAUACAUGACAACAAAAAUAUUCUGAAAACGGUUGCAGUCUGACAGCGCUGAGAGUUAUAACUGUUAUAAUCCGUUAUGGUGAUAAUAAGUUCUGAGGGAUGCAUGUUAAAUUUUGGAAGUACAGUGGUACCUCGGGUUACAGACGCUUCAGGUUACAGACUCCGCUAACCCAGAAAUAGUACCUCGGGUUAAGAACUUUGCUUCAGGAUGAGAACAGAAAUCGUGCAGCGGUGGCGCAGUGGCAGCAGGAGGCCCCAUUAGCUAAAGUGGUACCCCAGGUUAAGAACAGUUUCAGAUUAAGAAUGGACCUCCAGAACAAAUUAAGUUCUUAACCCGAGGUACCACUGUAGAGAUGUCAGUGUAAACAUUAAACCAAUCCAAAAUGUCCUAUUCUUUAUACUGCAUAAAACCAAAAUCUCUGCUCAGCUCUUCCACUCCUCACUCAAAAGUCUUUCCUUUCAUUGUUGCUUGUAGGUACUAUUAGCCAUGAAGCCAAAAAGAUCUGAUUGUAUUCUUCUCUUUGUAACUAGGUAUCAGAUUUUAGUGGAAAUAGUUCAAGCAACCACUAUCGGCAGCUUUCCACAGUUGAAAAGGCAAAAAGGUAAGUUGCGUCUUUUCGGGAGGUGUUUAAAACUAGAAAACUUAUAACUAAUUCUUUACAUGGCCAUCUGAGAUUAAGAGUUUCAUGCUGUACCAACUGAGCUAUCCCAUCUGUAAUCUGAGAAUACUGUUCUUACUUUGUUUAUAAGGAAAGCAAACAUAGCGGGGAGGCUACAUUGCAAAAUGCAAGCGGGGUACCACUGUGUAAUAUUGCAUGCCCUCUUUUACCAUCUUGAAAUGAUGUAUAUCAUCCUAGGAUAUGGCCAUUUUUGUUUUGAUGCCAAAUUUGUCUACAUGCAGAGAGAGUCUAAGCAAAUAUUUUCAUUUGAUGAAAAAUGAAGGCUGGUUGAAAACAUGCCUCUCUUAGCCUUCAGCUUUCUACAACAACAAUGGAACCACUUUCAAAACUUUCCCAGCAUUCUAAAUGUUGGUUGAUCCAUUUCAGUUUUGCUUCACGUACAUCAUUUUUAUUUUACUGAGAUGACUGUUCCUUUGUUCAAGACUGGUACAUUUUACUUGCUUUUUGGUUCACUUCUCACAUCUGUCCACUUUAGUUAUUUGGGGACGAAAGGGCAAACUUUUAUGUUGUGGGGUUUUGCCCACUGGCAAUCCAUUGUGAUAAGCACAAUAUCAGUACUGGCAAAUAAAUAACAUAAUAGAAGAUUAAUGAAUAAUGAUAAAUAAAUGGCAUAGUGAGAAUCCCAGAAUAGCAUGCUCAUCCCCCAAAAUCAUUUGAAUGUUUUUGUGUGCCCUUAUGUGGGUUUCUGACGUGCUUCAUUUUACUUCAGUUUCAUUUUAAGUGCAUAAUUUUCUGUUCCAUUUUUGUUACAUACUCUAGUUAUCUUUCUUUUGUUCCUGUUUCUAAAGGCAUGCUUUGAAAUGGGUUACUUGAAAUAGGUUAUUUAUUGCAUAAAAAGCCUAAUGUUGAAAUAGUACUAAAGGCAAAAUAUAAACAGUAGUUGUUGUUAACUUCCCUUUGCAAAGAGCGAGAUAUUUAUGAAUAUAUUCAUUUACUGGAAAGACCAUUUCAUAAGAUACUGAGUGGAGAGGAUACACAAUAGGCAUGAGACUUCUGUUUGUGCUGUGAUUUGUAGGCUCAGAUCCAUGAUUUCCAGGCAUGGGUCCGAACGUUUUUCUUUUGUCCUGCCGCUUUCCCUGGGAAAACCCACUGUUUACUUGCAGUAUCAUCUUAUCCCAUAUGUGCCCACUCAACUGCUUUGAUCUGUGGAAUUGGCAUGGACUGUUACAAAUCCCACAUAAUACUCAAUUUGUACUUAUAAGAAAUCAGUCUUUUAAGCUCCCUAUCAGGGAGGCACCCUCAAUGUACUUUUUUCAGCACUUGCUUAUAACAUUUGCGUAGGCAAGAUGUUGAUGUAUUUUAUCUCUUUUUACUGUACUGUUAAUUUUAAUUAUCUUUUGCAGUCGUACCGUGGAAGUUGAACAGAAUCUGUUCUGGAAAUCUGUUUGAUUUCUGAAACGUUUGGAAACCAAAGCGCAGCUUCUGAUUGGCUGCAGGAAACUCCUGCAGUCAAUCGGAAGCCGCAGAAGCCACGUCGGACGUUCGGCUUCUAAAAAUAGUUCGCAAACCAGAACAUUCACUUCCUGGUUGGCGGUGUUUGGGAGCCAAAACGUUUGAGAACUAACCUGUUCGAAAACCAAGGUACAACUUUAUUUUAUUUUUUUCCAAUUCUUGUUUAAAGGUUUCUUUAAACGACUUUAAUAUUUCUUGCAAACCACUUGGAGGUUUUAUUCCAGUUGAGCAGUAUAUACAUUUCAUUAAAUAAAAUAAAGAAAUAGUACCCAACAAGAAUUCAUUUCUGCUAGCAAGCAGAAAAUGCAUACACUGGGUUACUGAUUUUUAAAUACAUGUCCAAACAGUUUGGGCUUGGGCUCAUGCAGACUUCCGUUUGUGCUGUGAUUUGUAGGCACAGGUCCAAGCAGAGUUUGUCCCUGCCACUUUUCCUGGGAAAACACAUUGUUUACAGCUGAAUCGAAACAAACAAGCCAAUAGUAACACCUUGACCAUGACCUGGUAACAAAUGAGCAGAGGUGUUAUAAGCUCACUGAACCAGCAACUAUACUGCAGCAUUCCGCACUUAACUGCAGUUUGGAGGCCAAGUGCGAGGGAAGCGCCACAUAGAGUGCAUUGCAGUAAUCCAGUCUUAUAAUCACCAGUACUCAAACUACUGUGGUUUAGCUCUCCAAGUCCAGGAAUCAGGUUUCUAGAAUUCAUAUUCGGGAAUACAGUUAUUAAAGACUCAGUGGGUCUGUGCUGAGAUAGCAAAUGGUGCCCUUGGAUGUUUUUAGUGUCGCUAAUAACAUUUUAACUACAGUUGUACUUCGGAAGUUGAAUAGAAUGCGUUCCGGAAGUCUGUUCAACUUCCGAAACGUUUGACUUCCAAAGCACGGCUUCUGAUUGGCUACAGGAAGCUCCUGCAGCCAAUCGGAAGCCGCGGAAGCCCAGUCAAACGUUCGGCUUCCAAAAGAACAUUCGAAAACUGGAACGCUCACUUCCGGUUUUUGAUUGUUCGGGGGCUGGAACCUUUGACUUCCAAGGCGUUCGGGAGCCGAGGUAUGACUGUACAGUGGUACCUCAGGUUACAUACGCUUCAGGUUACAUACGCUUCAGGUUACAGACUCCGCUAACCCAGAAAUAGUGCUUCAGGUUAAGAACUUUGCUUCAGGAUGAGAACAGAAAUCGUGUUCUGGCGGCGCGGCAGCAGCAGGAGGCCCCAUUAGCUAAAGUGGUGCUUCAAGUUAAGAACAGUUUCAGGUUAAGUACGGACCUCUGGAACGAAUUAAGUACUUAACCUGAGGUACCACUGUACUACUACUUCUUCAUUAAAAAAAAGGGUUGCUGCAAGCCAAGUUGUUGCUUUUUUUUGCUACAUGGUCCACUAGAAUGUCCUUCCCCUCCGAAAUCCCCUCUCCCUGAGCUGCAGGUAAGAAUCCCUUACCUCAAAAAUGCGUCAGUGUUUCUUUCUUCAUAGCAGCUUGCUUGACAUUUGCAGCAAAUGGCCAUUAGGAUGACAAGCUGACAACUAAUCUCUCUCAUUACGUCCUUUUUAAGUACCCCCUCAGCAUGAUUAGAAAGAUUGCUGCAAAGAACACUGAAUGUGUGUCACAAAGCCUCUUCCGUGCAGCUUUUAGAAUUGAUUGCACAUCUCCCUUCCUUCCUUGACAGAAAAUGGAGCGCUCUCCAAUUUCCAUCAUCCUGUGAAAUUACUAUGGGCUUCUGUUGAAAUAAUACUCCCUGUGUCUUCUAAAGAAGAAAAAUACUUUUAAAAAGUUUAUAUAACAAACUAACAAUAGUUUUUUUUAAAAGGUCUUCUCUACUUGGUGUAUCUGCAGCCCAGGCACAUACCAUUGGCUACCAGUUGGCCUGAUAUCACUUUGCCACUCUAUGUUUUAUAUAAUGUGUUUGUUUUAGCGUUUCAAAUUGUAAACCAUCUUGAGUGCCUUAGGAGAAAGGCGGUAUGGAAAUCAAAUCAAUAAAUAUUUACUUAAUUUUGUGGCAGACCCUGAGCUUACAGUGCUACUGUCCCAUGUUCAGGGGAGUGCAGCAACUGAGAGCUGUGUAUUUUUCAAACCACUUCUGAUUCUGUAUGUAAAUUUUAUAGUAUUUAUAGUAUUAAUUUUUAUAGUGUUCUAUUUGGCUUAGAAGGAAAAAUGGAAGGUAUAUAAAUUCAAUAAAAAAUAAUAAGUUUCUGCAGAUCAGCAUUGCAGGCUGCAACUCUGUAUAAGUUCUUUAUACCUCACAGAGACUUGCUUCAAACUAGACAUAUAUAGGAUUGCAUUUUAUUUUGAAUUUUUCCAGAUAUUUGUUUACCAUAUCCUUGAUUUUCCAGUUCAUUGAUACCAGGCAAUAGUGGAGGCUGCUGAGGGUGAACCAAAGGGAUAUGGAAUUUGUUAGGGUGUUGUUAAGCUGGAAAAGCAUGCUGGAGACACACACACCCACACCCACACACACACACACACACACGCCUCUUGUUUGUUGGCUUUAUCUCUGUCUCUUCAAACCACAGUUUCCCAUCUGAGUCACAACUGUGAUUUAAAUAUCAAGCUUAUUGAUCAAGAUCUUGAUAUCUGUGUAUAUUCUGUUUCUUGACUUUUCUUAUGCAUUUUUGUAGAAUGCAAAAAAUCUUUAUGGAAUACUCAUUUCUACUCAGUUGUUGUGGAAAAAGUUAGCUGUGGACUUGUGGCAGACUGGAGACUUUUGGAAGAAUGGGAAGGUGGCAUAGGGGAAGGUGGUAUUCUCAAAUUUCAGCCAACCAAGUGUUUUCAAGAGAAGAUCUGAUGCACAGUCUUGAAUUACUUGUUCUUUUACCCACUUGGUUAUGGGCCAGAAAAAGAUCCUUGUUGUACUUUUCUGUAUGAGAAUAGCCUUCACUUUCAAAAUUUUGACAAAUACUCCACCUGAGGUCAUUUCUUCUUCAAAAGAUCUUGCUCCCUCAGAGCUUAAGAGAUUCAGAAUCAGUAACUGUUGGAGGCUACGCAGUUUCUUCCACUUGAAUGUUUCAGUGUAAGUAGGUACAAUUUGUACUAGCUUUUUAAGUCGAUGCGAAAAAGUGCACUUCUGUGUGUACAGGAACCAAUUUGUACAGCUUAAUCGUUUAGGUGUGGGUGGUGAAGGAAUUUCAAUUUUUUAGUAUUUUGAGUAGGCAUAAAUAUGCUACUCUUCAUUUUUGCAUUUAUACCUAUGAGAAACACAUUCAUAAUAAAAAAUACAAAAAAUGUUGCAUAUAUCCAGUUUUGUAAAUAUACUCGGUAGAAUAGGGGCUGUUCGAAAUGUUUGAAUUCUGUGAUUAAGACAUGGACUAGAAUCCAUGAAAGCUGAUGCUGUAAUAAAUUUGUUAGUCCUCAAAGGUGCUGCAAGAUUCUUUUUUUAAAAGUAUUGUCUUGACUUCUCUACCUAUAAGAGUGUGAUGAUAGAUAGCACUCAGGUUUUAUACAAGUUUUGGGAAGACUUUAGCCCUGUAGUCAGACCAGAAUGCCAGAAACUGAGAAGCCCACUCUCUCAGAGUGCAGGUGGGGAUGCAGAAUAGUUUAGUAGUCAUUGCUAGGAAAAAAGCAUUUUGAAAAGCUUUCCUACCUCUCACCGACACUUACUUUAUGCCUUGGGUUUUAAUUUCUUGCAGAUUCUCAUCAGGUGCUGUUGCAGUUAACUUUUAGCUUUUCUGUCAGAUAUAGCAGUGCAGAGUUUGUGCAGCUCCCAAAAUGUGACUUUUUAUAGUGUUCUUAAAAACCUUCAAAACAAACUAUGAUUGACAUUGGAGAUCAUAUUAUUGAUGGUUGCUGUUCAAAAAAUAUUUUGAGGUUUUCAGUUAUAUUCCGCUGUCUAAUAAUGAUGUAUUAUGGCCAAAAGGUUCUAGUUAGGAUGCGUUGUUAUGAAAAAAACAAACCACCUUGAUUCUGUGCCUUGAGGAUAGAUCAAAGGGAUUGAGGGGGGGAAAUGCUUAGGUGUUUAAAUUUCAAAUUAUUAUUUAUAAUAGCUCAAAAAGUAUUGUAUUGUAAAUCAUUUGGGGAUGCCUCGUGGGAAGCAAUAGAUAAAUAAAAAGCAAACAAUAACUUGCGAAUUCCAAACACUAUGUUUUGAAUUUAUUUUUUGCAUCUUGGGCACAGUAUCAAAGUUUUUCUCUUUCAUCCAUUUUGAAUGUUUGGAGGAGAAAGGCUUUUAGGUUGUUGUUUUUUUAGCCAGUGUUGUAGGGACUUGUCCACAGUUGUCCAGGGCCUUUUCCACUUUACAUGCAGAGUUUUUUGUGAAUUGGGUAUUUGAUUUGAACCCCAUAUUUAAAGAGGGAAAGGUCCAGAAUAACAGGACACCUCUACUUUUAUGGGGAAGGCAGGCUGGUGUGAUUCCACAUUUGUGGACAAGCCAUAGAACUGGGAAGGCCUAGGCUCAAAUCUUGAAUAUAAAGUUAACUGGCUGAUCUUGGGCCAGUUAUUUUCAGUCCCAGUCUUACAGGUUGUUGUGAGGAUGUGCCAGGCAGAAUAUUCUGCACCAGGCAGAAUAACAUGAGAACUGUGUGCGCCACAUAACCUGUCCUGGACCCCCUAAACUAGACUUUUGUUUCAGAUUAAGUUGCUACUGUAUUUGACAUCUGUAUGUGAACUGCCACCUUCCCCUUCACCUCAGGCAGCAAAAUGUCUUGGUAAGAGAGAGAGAGAUGAACCAUGUAUGCUCCCUUGGUUUUCGAACAGCUUAGUUCUUGAACAUUUUGGCUCCCAAACGUCACAGACCUGGAAGUGACUGUUCUGGUUUGCGAACUAUUUUUGGAAGCCAAACAUCCGACGGGACUUCCGCGGCUUCCGAUUGGCUGCAGGAGCUUCCUGCAGCCAAUCGGAAGCCCGCACCUUGGUUUACGAACCGUUUUGGAAGUCGAACGAACUUCCGGAACGGAUUCCUUUCGACUUCCAAGGCUUCAGUACCACUGUAUUUGUAACUUGUAUCUCGUGGACUUGAAGUUGGUUAGCAGUCAUUUUGCGAGAAGCACCUCUUGUGUGCCCAAGGUGAGCUCCUAAUGUACGUAAAGUACCUGAAGCGUAUAAAGGAGGCUAAUUAAUGCAUCACUUACUAUUCUGUAAUUAGUGCUUUGCAGUGGUUCACUUUUUAUUAUGGCAGAUGUGUUUUCGCAAGUGCAGAUUUUUUUGGUUCUGGUUGUGAUCAGGCAUUUAUAUUCUUUUGCUAAUUUUGUAAUCUCUUUCUUGUAGUUAACAGAGGGUUUAUUUAAAUAUCUUCAAUUAAUACUCUGUUCUGUUACUGAGCUAAAUGGAGCAAAACUAGCCUUGAGAACCAUGUUAGGCUCCCUGAAGGAAACACCUGUUUUCUUUCAUCUUAAAACACAUGUGUCACUGGUUGUUCUGAAAGUUCAUCUGCAUAUUUUUAGACAUUUGUAUAAACAAAAUUUAAACUGUAGCACAAAGAGACUUCCUGAAUUUUGCCUCAAAGAACAAUUAAAACCUGCUCAAAUGGUUUCCUGGUUGAUCAGAACUGUUGUAUUAUAAAAACAGUAUAACUCUCCCAUCUGUUCAUGGCCGCCAGAACUGAUCUGAAUGUUUGAGGCAUGUUUUCAUCCAGCAAGAUCAAUAAUAGUUGGCAAACUUAUAUUUCAUAGCUUUGUUGUUGUCGUUUAGUCGUGUCCGACUCUUUGUGACCCCAUAGACCAGAGCACACCAGGCACUCCUUUCUUCCACUGCCUCCCACAGUUUGGUCAAACUCAUAGCUAGGUUAAAUUUGAUUAUACAGUGGUACCUUGGUUCUUGAAUAUAAUCCGUUCCGGAAGUCCAUUCAACUUCCGAAACAUUUGAAAACCGAGGCACAGCUUCCGAUUGGUGCAGGCGCCCUGGAAACAAUAGCCAACAGCCGAUCAGACAUUCGGCUUCUGAAAAACAUUCGAAAACUGUAACACUUACUUAUGGGUUUUUGGUGUUCGGGAGCCAAUUUGUUCGUCAACUAAGCUAUUAGAGAACCACGGUUCCACUGUAAUUAAGAAAGCUAUCCAUGAGAUCUUGGAAUAUUCCUGUAAAGGGGGGUUAUUUUAAUAAUUUUAGAUUCUAGCAAGUGCCCUCAUCAGUUUGGGAUGGUUGCUGUAGAAACAUCACUUACAAUUAAACAUGCUUUUUUGUGUGUACAGGAUAUCCUUCACUAUUGAUUUCAGUGUUUCAUGUACAAGGAAGCAAGAGCACAUCCCCCACCCUUGACUCCUUCCUUAUUUUCACCUAAGAUUUACAUACAACUGAUCUUUUGAAAAUUGCUAACUAUGAAAAGAUAAGUGAUUACUGAGAAUGUAGUACUUUCUUUUCUGGUGGGACAAAGUCUGUGGCCAACCUAUAUGGAUGUGCAUUUAAUCGGUUUUGUUUUGAAGAUGUCUCUCUGACCUCACUGUUGCAUGGUCAAGACCCCAAGGCCUCCCCCUUAUGUUGAACAACAACCCCUGGACACAGUAUAUUAGGUUAAAUGGGCAAAUUUGGGCCACAACUUUAUUGGUUACAGAAUGUGAGCGGUAUUGGCUUAGGCAUUGGAAUUGAACCGACUAUAUCUGACUCCUGCCCACCAUGCAGGUAGUCUAGCAAGGGUCAGCCACCAAUAGGGGGAGCCCUGUUGUUGUACAUCAACUAAGAGCGCCCCCAGGGUUCCCGAUGGGGUCGUGGCAUGGCCCUAGCCCCUACCCGGGCUUUGGGCAAGAUCCACACCCCGGAUCCCUUUAAUAGAAUACCCUUAAAAAUGGAGGGGCAGGUGAUGGCCAUACCUCCCCUCCCCCGAACCAGGUUUUACCAAUGCCUAACUGCCAAACCUUACAAAAGUUGUGAUGGUUGCUACGAGGUAGGUGAAAACCAAAUGGCCAGUGCCAGUUUGCCAAGUGGGAAAAUUCCUACCAUGCCCCCUCAAUAGGCAACCAACUGAGAUCCAUAGCAAGGCCAAAAUGUUGAAUGGGAAGGGGUGUGUGAUGCGGCCAGGGUCUCCCCGAUGACAUGGGGGCUUAGACCAGCCUCUGCUGUGUGUGGGAGGCCACAUGGCCUGCCUGAAACACCACCCCACCCGGAAGUGGAGUGGCCUUAACAAUUCUCCUCCCACAACAUCUGAUGAAGUCGACUGUAGCCCAGAAAACCUUAUGCUGUAAUAUGUUUGUUGAUUUUUAAGGUGCCACAAGACUCUUAGAUGUUUCAGGGGUGAAAAUAAUAAUAAAAAGCUAACAUGUAAACCGUUUAUGAACAAUGCAUUUCUAUGAUGAUAAAAAGUGUUGUGGACCAAUAAGGUUUAUUAGUCAGCUUGCACAAUUUGUAUCUCUGUUAGCUGUUUGUGGCAUAAAGGAAAAAACCGAAAAGCUACUUUUGUGAACUGUUAUACCUUGGCACUAGGAGACAAUCCUGACUUUUACCACAAGUUCUUCUUUUAUUUUUUAAGCCAAGACUGCUAUAUGGGUCCAUUCUUCAAAAUUCAUUAUAUGUUGACAUGCUGACCUUUUUAAGUUCAAAAAGUUAAAUUUUUAACAAUUGUUUUUGAUAGAGAGUAAAGGUAAAGAAACGGCUGCAAUGAAAGCUGACCAUCUGAGAGCCCGGAACAUGAAGAGGUAUAUUAACCAGCUAACUGUAGCAAAAAAGCAGUGCGAAAAGCGAAUACGGCUUCUGGGAGGUCCUGAUUAUGACCAGCAAGAAGAUGGCAUCUUUGAUGAUAGUGAUGGCCCACAGAACCAGAAGGUAGGCAUGCUGGCUCUCUGUGUUUGUUUGUUUGUCCUUCCUUCCUUCCUUCCUUCCUUCCUUCCUUCCUUUCUCCCUCUCUCUCUCUUUCUCUGUGGGUGGUGGUGAUGCAGCUUCUUCUGCCUCAUGUUAUAGGACCUGAUUGGAAGUAAAUGCAGGCAAACUGGAGGAGUCUCCGUACUUCAGCAGCUGUUUGCACAAAGGAAAGAUUGUGGCUUUUUUAACCAAUGCAGAGAUUUAUCUCUCCCCCCCCAAAACAUUCUAUACUUGUUAUCUUUCACUUCCUUUGGAAAGUUCAAAAUAUCUUAUGUGAGGCUGCUAUCAGGGACAUUGGCAAGGCCUGCACCUGACUCUCUCUGAUGACUCUAGCACCGUUCACAAAUAUUGACUAGCUUCAAGAGCCAGCUGGAAUUUUUUGCUUGCUGUUGACCCUUGCUCUCCAUAAAGUGGGAGCACGGAGGUCUUCGCUGCAGUGCUGCUCUUGAGUUUCAGAGGAGCCGGGAGCACCUCUUGAAGCCCAGUGUAACCGUGCAGGGAUUUGUCCUCAUCACAUUAAAUUUGUAGAGACUGUGACCUUGCCAGUGCUUCUAUUUCUGCUUCCCAAGGCUAAGCACAAGGUCAGGGGAUUCCCCAGGCAUCGUCAAACUUUGGAAGAAUAGAGAGAAACUUCCAGACACCACACUGACUAUGGAAAGCAGUGUGGAGUCUCACUGAUUCUAAAGCUCAACACGAGAUCCAGAAGAUACCCUUGUUCUGUAUUCUUCAAGUGUUGCAGAACUUGCAAACAAGGGUGCAAGUCCCUAAAAGCUUAUACUCUGCCAGAAUUACAUUUUUCAUGUGGCUAUUUCUGUAUGAUAUUCUCCCCCCCCCUGCAGUUUUAGUGGAAACCUUUUGGAAAUUAUCAAUUUCUUUGGAAAGCCUUUAAAAGCUGGGACUCUUGUUCCACAGUCAACAUAUUGGUACUCACACUACAGGCCAGAAUGGCCCUCUUUCCUUAUAAAAAUUGUGCUCUAUUAAAAUGUAGUAUAUAAUUUUAGUAGCUUACUUAGUCAGUUUGUCAAAUAUUUUGUCAUGAAAUAUAUGUGAAUCAUAUAUUUGGGCACACGGUUGGCAUGGGAAAGAAACUCCACAUUUCAUAAUAAAAUCAAACAAUUUAUAUGUUGCAGCUGUGCUUUGGCAGAAUAUUUGAGCAGCAAAGGUUGUCCUAUGCUGACUUCACAGGUAACAAUAAGGACACUACCCCAGUCAACACAAAUUGUCAUGCUUCCAGGUAAAUGUGGACACGAUUGGACUACAUGGCUGCAAUUCUGUGUGCAUGCAUUUAAAAUUAAGUCUCCUUGGAUUCAGUGGGACUAAUUCUGAGUAAACAUACACAGGACCAAGACUGAAAGGUUCAUUAUCUCAACUCUCAACUCCUCCUGAGAUGCGGCAGAGUUAAAGGGCAACUGUUGAAUUUUCAUCCCUGAGUUUGAAGCUACUUGACUUUAAAAAGCUUAAAGGGACACACCGUAGCUGUGGACUAGCUCUAAAAUUAGAUCUUCUAGUUCAUAGCUAAUCACGUGACAGGAUUCUUGCCUGUGUCCCAGCAUAGCUGUCUGCUUUCAGUUUAUUGCAGGGCACCAAGGGUACUGGAAUUUCCAAGACCUUGUGAGAACAUUUCAGCCUUGUUCAAGGACUAUACAAAUUUCACAUGCUUGGAAGAGAAGGCAUUUUAAAAACUGUAUCUGUGUUGACUGCAGUUCUAAGCAUCUUACUUGGAUGCAGCGUCUACUGACAACAGUGGGUCUUGUUUCUGAGUAAAUGCAAUUAGGAUUGUGCAAAAAUUUGGUAAAACUGGCACGAAUGCUUGCAGGCAAAGCAUAAAAACCACAGCCUCUUCUACCAUGAUAAUGAUACAUCUAAUUCAUUUUUUAAUUCCUUUCUUGCUUUAAAGCAAGUCAAUCUGUGAAGAAAUAUUUGAAAACGAGUACCACUUCUGACAGUACUGAAUUAAUAAAGUACAACGAGAGCGCCAGUGAUUGCAUUGCGAUAAUAUUUCAGACUGAGUUGUGUUUUUGCUUUUAUUAUCCUGUGGCAUUUUUUUAUAUGCCCUUGGAUUUGACUCCCCCUGCCUUGGGGAUUUAGAAGCAUCUAAAUAGGUUUAGAGGGAAUGAGCUAUUUAAACAAGCGGAUGAAAUAUAUAGCGGCUGAAUUUAGUUUUAAGAUGGUUAGCAGUAAGAAUCACUGGAGGGAGAGUGGCUUUCUACUUCCUUCCAUUUAAAGAAAAAAAAGAAUCCUUCAAUAACUGUCAAAUCUGUUUACCUGGUACGCAUAACAAAUUCCUCUUCAAAGAGUCCAGUUUACAGAGACGUUGACAUUUUUAAGAGUAAAUUGAACGUAUAGAGAAAAAGGGAAGGGCAAGAAGAGUCAAGUAGAUGUUCUGGAGUGGCCAGAACAAGAUUUUUAGCCCCUUUUGUUCCAUUUUAGCUUUGGAGAGCCAGACAUUGCCAAACAUUUCCAUGCCUUUUCAGUACCCUGCCAGUCUGAGAACAGGGUGUUGGGCUUCUCCAAGGCUAGGUUCAAUGAGGUAGGGUACAUUUUGCUAUGAAUUCCCUGCCCACCAGGUACAACGUGUCCCCCUUGUGGUGGCUUGGGGCUGUGCAAAAGGAGUCUAAAAUGGUUGUGGUGGGACCUCCGGUGCACACGAGUGGCACCUGUUUCCCACUCUGCAUCUUUCGUGCAUAGAGAAAAAGGCCAGGCCAGGAAGAAUUGGGUACACGAAGAAGAAGAAGAAGAAGAAGAAGAAGAAGAAGAAGAAGAGUUUGGAUUUGAUAUCCCGCCUUUCACUCCCUUUAAGGAGUCUCAAAGCGGCUAACAUUCUCCUUUCCCUUCCUCCCCACAACAAACACUCUGUGAGGUGAGUGGGGCUGAGAGACUUCAGAGAAGUGUGACUGGCCCAAGGUCACCCAGCAGCUGCAUGUGGAGGAGCAGAGACGCGAACCCGGUUCCCCAGAUUACGAGACUACCGCUCUUAACCACUACACCACACUGGCUCUCUGGCUCCAGGGCUAAUUCAAGGUGCUCACAUUAAUGUUUGAGGCUCCAGGGCUAAUUCAAGGUGCUCACGUUAAUGUUUGAAGCCCUAAACGACUCAGGUGCCGAAUUUUGGAAAGACCAUCUGCUUCCCUAAGGCCCUCUCAGGUGCUAAGAACAGCAGAGGGGGCUUUCUUGGUUGUGCCAUUGCAUUCAGAAGUUCAUGGUGGUGGCCUGCAGGAGGACAUUCUCUGUGGCAGCACCUAAGUUGUGGAACCUUCAUCUGGCACCUUCUGAAUGGCACUUCUCAUUGAAUGCUCUCCUUACCCUAGCCUCUAAAACAUAACCCUGAGAUGUAUACUUUAAGGAUGCAUCCUAUUUUUGUGAUAGUAAGUUGUUUUAAACUGGUUUUAAUGUCGUAUUUUUAAAUUGUGGCAACCCUCCUUGGGAACUUAGGGUGUAGGGUAGGUAAAUAAAUUAAAACAACCACCAACAUUAUUAUUAUUAUUAUUUAUUAUAGGACACCCCUGCAGGGCUCCCCUUCUACUAACAAGGUGGCGCUCUUGCAUGCAGUCUCUGCAGCUGCAGUUCCACAUUCCUUGUUGCUGGCUAAAAAUCAACCACCAUCUCUCAGCCAAAUCUUACCAGCUACCUGACAGCAUUGCUGCUAACAGGAAGGAAGAGUUCAAUUUCUUUUAAUCAACACUGAAGCUAUAGCUGAUUCGGGUGGUGAAAUGAACAGGGACAACCAUAUUAUUCUGGGGUCUUUCAGGAAAUACUUUGAGCCUCCAAAACAGAUGUAUUUUUUUCAUGCUGAACAUUUUGCUUGCCCCUCCAGCCACUAGAUUUUGGUUACAGAUAGCAAAUCAGCAGGCAUAUAACUGUGCUGAUAAGGAACACUUUAGAAGGUUUAUUUCCCUCCACUCCAGUUAAGUUGCUUCUUGAGUUCUUGGUUAGAGCAUGUUGGAUCCCAAGGUUCAUUGUUUCUGUACUGUAACAAUUGCAGCACAGCAGUGGAUUCCAGUGUCUCAUUUGCAGCUCAGCGUGAAGCUAUAUGAGCUAGUGCUUAAGCUGUUAAUGCUCUAGUUUCAGACAUGUUUGCUGGGAGCAAGUCCUGUCUAUUUAUUUGGGACUUAUUUAAAGGUAAGCACGCCUAAGAUUGUCCUGCUGGCCGUUUUACACAUAACUGCUAUGGCUCCAGAUUGCAAAACUAAAGGUGAGGUGAGGAAAAGCUCUUCAACCAGGAAAUUGUAUAGAUUAGAAGUGGAGUUGGGGGCUACUCUUGCAUAUGGAGCCAUCAGUGACACAGAAGAGAAUGGAAGAAACUUUGCACAACUCGGGGCUCUACUAUAUGGAGGAGUUCUGCAAAAUUCAUAGAACUUCUGGAUUGGGUGAAUGAGUCGCUCUUUCUGAAGAUACACAAAGGAAAAUUAAUAUAGUGUGUUCCUUAAUUCCUUGUGUAAAUAAUUGGUGUGUGAUCAAGUAGGCCAUUGUCUUAGCAGUUGUGUCAUGAACACUCAUGAAAAUUGUCUUUAAGGCUGUGCAACAUAGCGUACCUUCGCACCAUUUUUUAAGAGGUUAACAGCAGAAUACUAUAUCUGCUUCUUUGGAAUAAACAAAUUCUUAUUAUGUUUUUAGUAUUUGGUUGUCUAUCCAGAGAGCUGUGUGAUGAGCUGCUGAGUUAUUCCCCCCAAUUUCUGGAUACAAUUCCUUACUACAAAGACACUUUUCCUUGGAACUGGGGGGGGGGGGAAUUCAAAACUCGUGUUUGUCCAGCCCUUUGAAGGAGUUUGAAAUGGUUUAAAACGGAGGUGCUCAGAAAGACCUUCUUUUUUUAAAAAAAAUGUUUUGUGCAGUUAUGUAUCAACUCCUCCCAGGGACCAUAUAGAGAGGGGUAGGUUAUAAAUGUAAUUAAUAAAUAAUAAAUUAAAACGGCUUCCAACACAGUACAAGGAGCUGCUGCUGUUGCUGCUGAACCUAGUAUACACAAAAACAUUCUUGCAUGUACUAAGAGGGGUCCUUGUGGAGAUGGCACUGAUGAUCUCUGCACCCAUGAAACAUUUUUAAUGUCUCCCGAGAUUUUUAUCAGAGUGCUGGGGAAAUGGUAAGGUAUAAAAAACAAUGAAUCCAGAAUCUUGGAUUAUCUCUGCUGAUCAUUCCAGCCUUAAUCCACUUUGUCAAUAAUAAGUGCGCUUAAUGAGGUUUGUAACCUGUGAACUAGAUUAGUUAAUUGAAAUAAUGUCAUUAAUUGUCCCCCUCCCCCCUCCAGAUUCUUCAAUUUGAGGAUAUUUUGUGCAACCCAUCCUACAGAGAGCACUUCCGAACAUACAUGGAAAGAGUGGAUAAGAGAUCUUUGAUCAGCUAUUGGGAAUGCGUGGAAUACUUGAAGAAUGCUAACAAGGUACAAAGUAGAUAAACAUAUGUCAUACCUUGUUAUUGGAAAUAAUUUUUGGCAAGACUUUUAAUUGUAAACCAGUGUUGUAUAAAAAGUUGGCAUUGGCUUUAGUAUUCAAAUUGCAUAUAAACUGCUCCUAGAUAUUUUAUCAGUCCAGUCAGUUGUGCUGGUGUGGCAAAAAUCAGGCCAAAUUUAAAAAUCAAUUCCCUGUUUCAUGAAAUGAGUGAAGAAAAUGGACUGUUCGAAAACAUAAACAGUUAACACUUAAUCUUCCAGAUCACUGGUAUUUUUUUAAUAAUGUUUUUAGUGUUCACAUGCAGAAGUCUGCUGCUGUGAUCUCCCUACCAUGUGUUGCUGAGGAUCAGCAAUAUGAAAAGGAAUAAAGAAACAUCUGCAUGGGGUGUGAUCCUUCUUGCUUUCUGUUUGAGUAUGCUGUACUGUGGAUUAUGAUUAUAAUUAUUUGCUUGUAUUUAAUAUUUAAAACCAAGGGUCAUUCUUCAGAGAACCGAAUAGGAUAAACAAGCAUAUAUUUAACUGCAUGGUUCUUGAUUGUGAUGGAUGCAUCUCUUCAUGUUGGUUUUUCUUCCUCCUUAGGCUGAAAUACCUCAACUUGUGAGUCAAAUCUAUCAGGAUUUCUUUGUAGAAGGCAGAGAGAUUACUGUGGAAAAGUCACUGUAUAAAGAGAUACAGCAGAGCCUUGUAGGCAACAAAGGCAUUGAGGUGUUUUACAAAAUCCAGACUGAUGUUUAUGAAACACUGAAGGACAGGUACUACCCAUCGUUCCUUGUCAGUGAUUUGUAUGAGAGGCUGAUCAAGAAGGAAGAAGAGAGAAGUACCGUUCAGAUGACAUCUGACGACAAAGAUGAAGUGGUGAGUGAUGCUUACAGAUGCCAUGGAAGAUAAACUGGGUAAAAAACUUGAAUAUUUGAUAGCAUAAUAAUGUUGGGGGACAUGGAUCAUAAGCACUGGGGGAUCAGACCAAAGGUCCAUCUUAGUCUAUCAUUGUUUCCAACCGUGGCCAGGCAGCAAUAGCUCUUCCUACUAUUGCCCCAACAACUGGGUGUGUUGUCUCUGAACCUGGAGCUUCCAUUUAAUUAUUUUGGCUAAGAAUAAGUGGUAGACACAUCUUCCAUCAAACCCCUUUUAGGGCAGCAUUCAUGGUCCUUUUCCCACAUGAUGUUAACUUUCACAACAACCAUGAUGUAAUUUAGGCUGUGAGAUAGUGGCUGGCUCAAGGUUAACCUGUGAGCUUUGUGAUUUGAGGAGGGAUUCAAACCCACAUCUCAUUCUAGUCGGCACAGUUAUUUACGUACUUCUGCUUAGACCAUGUGUGUUAAACCAGGUAGUCAAGUUAAUGGAUUAUACUUAAACAUAUAUUAAUCACUGUUGGCUAUCCAUACUUUCUCUUCUAGAACCAAGUUUGUGAAGAAGUUAUUGAUGAAGGAAGCUCCGGAAUUAAUGAGCAGGCCAGUUACGCUGUGAAUAAGCUACGCCAGCUAAAUGACAGACUUGAAUAUAAGAGACAAGCUCUAAAUUCUCUCUGCAGUUCACCAAAACCUGACAAAAAGGUUUGUGGCUUUGUUAUUUAUAUGCAUUAUACUAGCAGACUGUGUUUCAGAGUAGACAUGUAGAUAGACUCUAGAGAGCUUUCACUUCAAAAAAUAAUUUGGAAGGUGCUGUUUUCAAGGCUUCUCAUUAGCCACUGAUUGUUCUACAAAGGCAUUGAUAUACAAUCUUUAAUAUUGUUUCCUUCUCAGCACCCUAAAAAUCUGAUCUUAGCAAUUUAUGCAGGUUGCAGUGUUGUUCUGUCAGUGAAUAUAAGUACAUAUGUAGCUGUCUGACACAGAAUCAGAUCUUUGAUUGCUUAUAACCCAGUAAUUGUCAGUUCCAGCUGAUCCUGGUUCUUCUCCAAGGACUCAAGCAUAGAUCUUUCUCAAAUCUAUUACCUGAUAUUCUUUAACUGGAGAUGCCAGAAAUUGAGCUCUGGACAUUCUGCAUGUAAAGCUGGUGCUCCACUGCUGAACUAUGAACUUUAGUGACAAUGUGGAAUAGACAGUGGGGCUUUCUAGCAUUUCUGAAAUGCUGCAUGAGGGUCUAUGGGCCUUUUGGAUGGCAUAGAAUCAAACCUGCAUUCCUGCCUGCUUCUCCAGUUCUGCACCAGUGCUUGCUCUUUGGUUUGGUAAAUGAGACACAAAAUGAUACCAAGUCCUAGAUGUUGGCAUGGAAGGUCCUGCCUUGUGGGUUGUUUGCAAUAUCACAGGAAAAUAUUAUUCGGUGCUUUGCAGCUGUGUUGAGAAAAGUUGCCACAUGGAAUUAAUCUGACGUGUUUACUGGUAUAACAGUAAGAACUGGUUUUUGUUCUGAUAUGAGCAAUCAAGGGGAUAUCAAACCUCUUUAAUUUUAAAAUACUUGGCAACCGUUCCAUGACUUCAUACAGCAAGAGGACCAUGUUCACAAUCUGCCUUUGACACAUGGCAGUCUGUGGAGAGUUCUACUAAACUAACCUCUGGAGUAAGACGUUGUCAAAUGACCCAGAAGUUUUUAAAAUUUUUAAUUUUUGUUGUUUUAUUGUUGUUACCAUGAGCAAUGGAGAAUCAAUAAAAACACAUAUUUUUUAUGGUAGUUGCUUAUCAAAAAUUGUUGGUAGUUGGUUACUCGUGUAUUUUUUGAUCAAGUAUAAGCCUCUUCUAUUCUAUUUCACUUUUCCUGCUCACAUGAUUCAGUAAAAUCAACCACAGUACCAGCUCAGCACUUUCAGAUCUUGAGUGCAUCCUUGGGCUUCAUACAUUAACAUCAAAAGCAAUGUUACUGCAAUAUAACAACUAAGGCAUGGCUAAGUCAGAUUUCUGCCAACCUAGCAGUUUGAAAGCACGUCAAAGUGCAAGUAGAUAAAUAGGUACCACUCUGGCGGGAAAGUAAAUGGCGUUUCUGUGCGCUGCUCUGGUUCGCCAGAAGCAGUUUAGUCAUGCUGGCCACAUGACUCCCUCAGCCAGUAAAGCGAGAUGAGCGCCGCAACCCCAGAGUCGGUUACGACUGGACCUAAUGGUCAGGGCUCCCUUUACCUUUAGGUCACAUUCCUGGGUUCAUGCAUCUUAUGUGAUGCAUUCAUCUGAAGUCAUGCAAUUGCCACUUGGCCUUUGUUACAGUUUUACAGAUAAACACAAUAUUCUGUGUGUACCCAUAAAAAUAGUGUGUAGCAUAACCAUGCUUUUUAAGGUCCAAAGAUUCCAAAGCCUCUUUACAAUCUAAUUCUGCACCAUGAUGUUGGACCUCUCUGCAUAGAUUAUCUAUUAGGUUGCUGAAUGUGCAUUUUUCCCCAGCUGUCUGACAGCCUACUGUCCCGUCCUGUCCCCCCCCCCCCCGGCCAAAAAAAAAUAUCUAAGUGAAUUAGUGCUGGACAAUAUCUUAAGUAUUUUUAUUUUUUUUAGUUCACAGCAUCUUUUAAAAACUUUUCUGUAGUGAUUUCCCCCUUCCCUCUAUCUUUCAUGAACUCAGCGCUAAAUCUUCAUUUAUCAUUAUGUUUCAGGGCUUAAUUUGCUUUUCAUUUCUGAACUAUACGUGACCUCAAGCAAAUUAUGCAUGACCUUUUAAGCAGUACUGCUAUGUCAAGACAGAGUCAUUUAGAUGGGGAAUCGGUUUGGGAGCUUUUACUAAAUUCCUUGCCUCUUUCCCUUCCACUGCCUGACAAUUUUUUAUUUCUCUUCCUUAUUGCUACACAUUUUAAUCUGUUUCCUUCAGUACAUGCACCAGAGUGAUGUGUUGCAAUAGUUGUGUAGAUUUUCUUUAAAAAAAGAAAGAAAGGAAGGAAGGAAGGAAGGAAGGAAGGAAGGAAGGAAUAUGAUAACCGGUAAUAACAAGUGGUUUCUCCCCUCCUUGGCAGAUUGUUUCUAAACUGAAGGAUGAAAUCACUCUGAUGGAGCGAGAACAUGGUGACCUUCAAUUGCACAUUGAAAGAACAGAUUGGUGGUGUGAGAAUUUCGGCAUGUGGAAAGCCUUCAUAUAUUCCAGCGAAGUAUGGAUUUUUCCUUCUGUUUUUUUUUUUUUUAAAUAUAAAUAAGUGGAACCUUUCUGUCAUGUAGGUGUGCAUGCAUAUCCUUUUCCAGUAUGAUGAUGAUGAUGUAAUAAUAAUAAUAAUAAAAAUAAAAAUAAAAAUAACCUUUCUCUGUUUUAGGUCAUAGAAGAAAAUGGUGAACAAGUGCCCUGUUACUCUGUCAUGGUGAGUUUACAAGAGAUUGGCAGCGUUGAAGCUAAGGAAUGGACGGUACUCCGAAAGCUCAGCGAGUUUCAAAGCCUACAUAGGAAACUCAGUGAGGUAUGGAGAACAUGUGGAAAUUGCUCUUGCUUAGUUUUAAUAUUCUGUAUGGCCAACUUCUGUAUCCUCUGUCCUCCAUAUUGUAGGGAAGGAGCCAGACAUGUCUGUCAACAAAAACAACAACCUCCUAUCCAGUACCAGGCAGUCAGAUUCAAUAAUAGUGGGAUAGGAGAGCUGGAGGGUGGGGGGUCAGAUCUGGCAACCAAUGCACCCCUUGGGUUUCAGGUAGUACAUGGGUAGACAAGUCUAAAAAGCCUGGGAGCACAAAUUUUGAUUCUCCUCUAGCUCAUUUACCAGAAGUAAUGUAUUUAGCAAUAACUCUGAAAGUGUAUACAUGUACUCGAUUCUGACCACACUAAACCUUCCUAGAGCAAAAUAUAUAUCAGGCGGCUUAGUUUGGUCAGAAUCAAGUUGGGGGUCGUCUUCAUGCGCUCCUGCAGUUCAGAACGUAUCACUCCACUGAUCAUAAGCCCCAUUUUUUUUGUCCCCUUUCCUCUUUUCUGCUCUUGUGAGGCAGAAAAUUGGGCUGUUUUGUUUUCGCUCUCUUGGUGUUUUGUCUCCCUUCUGUUCACUAGAAUCAUUUACUGAUUCUUAUCAGCAACAUUUUUCUGUUCAGGGAACCUGGAAAUUUUCUCUUUGUUGUUGUCAGGGAACUGACAUCAGAGCGGGAGGCGAAGGGGAGGCUCCUAGAUGAUGCUGGAGAAGGACCCAGCAGCAGGGGGAGAAGCAACUCAGUGGAGGGGGAAGCAUUUCAGCGCAACACCAGGAACAAAAGUGAGCAGAUGGGGAAAUCGGAGAGAGGGCUCACGGACUCUUCACUGGAACUCAGUGAGGAGGGGACAGGUCACCCUCUACCUACGCCCACCCUGCGCAGAAGGCUCCCGCGCAGUGAGAGGCGGAGGAGAUUGGGUGUCAAACAACUCUUAUGUUGGAAGAGAUUCAAGAAACGCCCACUGACGGAUUCUGCUAGUGACUGAGACAGUCAUGAUGAGAAAGGGCUGUGCAGUCAGAAAGGUUUAACAAGGCAAAUUAGCCUAGAGAGGCACCAGUUUACGCACGAGUAACUCAUACUCAUCACAGUUGUCUUGUGUUUUUGCUGCUGGUACUUUCACGGGGAGUAUUCCAACCACAGGGUGCCUUCUGUGUGUUUAUUAUUUAUUCACUAAAUUCAUAUCCCACCCUUCCUCCCAAAGGAGCCCAGAGCAGCACCAAACACCAUUAUGUUCAUGUGCCCCCCCCCUGCUCUUUUAAUCUGGUUUUGUUAGAGCAUAGUCCACACUGGCUCUCAACAUCCUAGAAGAGUAUAAGCUUAUAUGCUGUAUCUAAAACUUUUUAUCCUGUGUUCAUGUUAGUUCGGAGAGUUGGCUUAAGCACAUCAAGAGUCAAAGAGGCAUAGCAUGCAAGGCAUACUAUGUGUGCAUGUGAGUGUGAGUGACAGCAGCUAGUGGUAGGAAGGCAUCAUGACAUGUUAAGCUGACACUGAAAGGCAAAGGUGAACAUAGGCUUUGUUCUGUCUUUUUCAUAUACACCUAAAGUAAAUUAUUUUCACAAUAGCUCGUUCUUUUUCCUUCCAACUAUUUGUUGAUUCAUUCUUAUUUUGCCAUUUUUAUUUUGGCUGUAUGAAGGCUUUACAGCUUUCUUCCACUUGCUUAAUUGCACUGACCUUACCCUAUUAUAACCUAUUAUACUCUGCAUUUUUUGCAAGAUGUUCGUUCCAAGGAGCCUUAAGCUGGCAUUGGCUUAUUUCUGCAGCCUAGUACUGCACUUAGAGCUACUCUUUUUGGCUGAUUGAUGGAAUAGUUCCUGCAGGCGAUCAAGGAUACAGGCAGAGAAGCCGAAAACUAGUUCUUCCCUUUCUGACUACCGUAAAUAGAACAGGACAAAAAUAAAGACAGUGUGUAAAUUAAAAUGGAGAAAUAAUUGUGAUUUGCUUUCUUUCCCUGUCCUCCCACCUAGUGCUUCCCAUCAUUAAAAAAAGCUCAGUUGCCUUCACUCAGCAAACUGCCCUUUAAAUCAGUAGACCAGAAAUUUAUGGAGAAGUCAAAGAACCAGUUAAAUAACUUCUUACAGGUAAGAUAUCAAAGAAGCAGCAAUCACAAUAUAUAUAUAUAUAUAUAUAUAUAUCUGUUUUAUUUUACUAACUCAGAAUGGUGCGCUGUCCUUUUUUGCAUGGGCUUUAGAGUAAGGAAUUCAAUUUCUUGAUUGCCUAUUCUCACAUUUCCCCCCAAUGUUUAUUGGCCUUUUCACAUACUGCAAUCCAAAUCCAGAGCGAGCUGAAUUUGAAGUUCUAUUCAUUUCAACUGGGCAUUACUUACAAUUAAUUGUUGAUGCUGAUGUGACUUUAGUAUGACCAAAUCGCUCUGGAUUUAGGCCUAUGUUAUUUAAAUGUAUAACUCAAGGUAUUUUAAGUGCAAACCUGAGCUUAUAGUAAGGUAUGAUGCAUAUGUUUGGAUCUGUUUAAAUGUGCAACUUAGGUUUACAUAUGUUUAGCAUAUCAAAGAAGUACACUUGUCAGGUACACAGAACUGGUUGGUGGUGUCAAACGUGACUUUUCUAGAAUACAGCCCAAUGUAGUGAACAGCUCUUGACACUUGUUCUGGUUGGCUGCGCCUGUAGCCAAUAACAGCUCCUACUUUUCUGUUGCGUUCUCUGGGACAAAUUAGGUAGUCUCUCAGAUGGGCUCCACAUCUCCCACUUCACCUUUCGAUGGAUUCUGUGGUGUUUCAGAAUCCUACCACAUUCUUGCGUCUUACUCAUACCAUCAACCAUGACCAGACUUCAUUAAUCAACCCUUUUCUCGAACCCCAAAUAGUGAUGCAGCUGAAAAUUUUCAAUAGGUUGCUCUGCUGAGCAGUUCAUUGAAGUUCCAAAACUGCUGUUGAAAGCAGUCAAGGGGUUCCAUGCUUAGAAAUCCUUAGAAAAAUGCUUAGGAAAUCCUUUUAGAGUUCUCUUGGCCCUAUAGCCCCUCCCCCAAUGCUUAAGGGACCCCUGACCAUUAGGUCCAGUCAUGGCCAACUCUGGGGUUGCGGUGCUCAUCUCGCUUUAUUGGCCGAGGGAGCUGGCAUACAGCUUCCGGGUCAUGUGGCCAGCAUGACUUAAGCCGCUUCUGGUGAACCAGAGCAGCACACGGAAACACCGUUUACCUUCCCGCCGGAGCGGUACCUAUUUAUCUACUUGCACUUUGACGUGCUUUUGAAUUGCUAGGUUGGCAGGAGCAGGGACCGAACAACGGGAGCUCACCCCGUCGCGGGGAUUCAAACCGCCGACCUUCUGAUCGGCAAGUCCUAGGCUCUGUGGUUUAACCCACAGCGCCAACCACGUCCCCCAAUGCUUAAGUAACUCUUAUUCAGGAUCAAAUAAUAUGUAAAACAUCUUAGUAAUUUCUUUUAAGUACUGUUGAGUGGGGAUGGGAUUUGCUUUAUUUGAUGGUCCCAACUGACCAAUAUGCAAGGAGAGAGAGGGGUGUGCAGCCUGCACAACCACCCAGCUACCCAUUGACAUGCAGCUACUGGGAGAAGUCCAGUUAGCUACUGACCGCACUGGUGGCAAAGCCUACAGAUUGUCCCUUAGCAACUCUCUGAGGCCAUUGUUAGGUAGGUCCACUUCCCACUUAGACGGCACCAGUGUGAAAAGCAUAAACAGGAUGCUUCCCCUGUGCUGUUUUCAAUUAACAUACUUGCCAGGAAUGUGCCUAGGAGCUACUGAAGUGUAUUGAUUCCAGAAAUCACUGCUGAUUUUGUAAACCCUUAAGACUGGCUGACAUCGGCAGUGCUGAUUAGCACUCCUUGCCCUCAUGCAGAGUCUUCAUCUGCUCUGCUUAAAAAAGAAAAUUACAAUUGUGGUGGCUUUUCUUUUUCCACAGAAAUUACUUUCUGAUGAAAGGCUCUGUCAGAGUGAAGCACUUUAUGCCUUUUUAAGCCCUUCUCCAGAACACCUCAAGGUUAUCGAUGUACAGGGAAAGAAAUCUUCUUUUUCACUCGCUUCUUUUUUGGAGAGGCUUCCCGGUGAUUUCUUUUCUCAUCAAGAGGUGAGUGGGCAAAGAGCAAUAUUUACGGUAGAUGAGCACCCAGAAUAAAUAGGAAGCAUCUCAGAUGGAACUAUCUGCAGAAGUAAUUUAAAUACAUGAACUAAUGGACAGCAUAUUAAAGCGCUCUGCCAACUGUAAUGCAGGUUGCCAAUGAAUGUUUGUGCCAUCUCCACAUUUCGCUGGCACCAACUGUUCAAGCUCCAUUGAAAGCUAUUGUGAAAGCCAUUGCGGCUUGUGCCCAGGUACACAAAUCUUAGUGAUUGAAGCACGUACAAUGGCAUGCAUGAGACCCAAGUCUAAGCCAUGCCUUCCCCAGUUUAAGAAUCCUGGGCAGCAAAGCCUAGCCAGUAUUCAAGAAAGCUUCUGUCAAUAUAGAAGCACCAUUGGUCUUAGCAAAUCAAGGUGGCCCCUUCUGCUCAACCUUUCCUACCAUGGCUGUCCUCACUAAUUCAUUGGCAAGAAAGAGUAAGAGAUAAUGGACUAUGGGAGUGAAGAUUUGGCAUUAGCAUAAAACAAGUGGACAGCCUUUGAAUGGCUACAAGAUGUAGAGGCGUAAAUCUGGAUCUGACAGCUGAUUUAUAUAUGCAGGGGCAUUACAUAGUAUCUUCUUAGUUAAAUGUUUAAUUUGAAAUAAUUUGUGAUGCCUGUCUCAGGCAUAUAAAUUCUUGCUGGAGGUGCAGACUUGGACUUGAUGAGCGCAGUGUGGGUGGCUCCACCAUUACGUAGAAGAAUCAGCCUCAGAUUGCUAUCUUAGAUGGGGAGCAAAAAUGGCCGCCAUAAAUUUUGGAACCACCUUUGCCACCCUGUGCUUGUUUGGUUUGUCCAGGAGGAGGCUGAAGACGAUGAUGACCUGUCUGACUAUGGAGAAGAUGUGGAUGGGAAACGGGAUGCCCUUGCUGAGCCUUGUUUCAUGCUGAUAGGAGAGAUAUUUGAGCUGCGAGGAAGUAAGCAGUGGUCUUGUUCAUUGUUGGGUUGGACUAGAUGACCGUGGUGAUGUUCCUUCCAACUCUACAAUUCUAUGAUUCUGUGAGUGCACUCAUCAGGAUGAUAGAAACGCACCACAUUUUCAUGCUCAGUUUUAAUAUGGGAAGGUGGUUUUCUGUCAAAUCAAGCACUUGCGUAUGUAAAAUGUUCUACAUGCACCUCAUUGCAUAGACGUGUGCUUUUUGCAUGUAGCAUUAGCAUGGUUGUGACCUGGGUAGGUGCACUUGCAACAUUUACGCAGGUAAAAUUGUUCUACCCGUGGCCCACAUAAAUCAGGUUUCCUGCACCUCAUUUGCAUAUGUCUUAGUCAUGGUUUAGUGUUAAUGCGCAGCCCCUGUGUUGCAGAAAUAACCCUCUAAAGAAACAUUCUGAAGUUGAGCAUGUUGAGCAGUGUAACUCUUUAGCUAAUUUCCACACGGGAAAAAGUGUAUUAGUGUUGCAUGCUAUAUGCUAAAAUCCUCAAUGUAAAAUAGGCAGUGCUUUUUUUUAGGGGGUACUCAAGGGUACACUAUACCAGCACCUCUUUUUGUUGUUAAAAAGUAUGACACUUACUGUAACAACUUUGUGGUGAGUACCGGUUUUCUAGAAAAAAAGCACUGGAAAUAGGUAGCAAUAAAUAAAUGAGUUUUGAUUCCUGAUACAUUCCAACUAUCUGUGUGCAAAUAAGCACUAGGAAAGAAUUGUUCCCUAGAAAGGUUGGCCAUUUUUAAAAAUUGUCUGGGCUCCCUAUGAAGGCUGCUGAGUAGGAAAAGUCACAUAAUCACUUGUAGUAAUUAAAAGGGCGCAGAUUUUUACGUAGUAAACAGCAUAACGUGAACAUAUACUUAAGAGUAUUUGAGUAGACCCUAUCUGCAUGCUUGGAGUUGACUUCUGUGUGCUGCUUGCUUUUGUUUGUUUUAGUGUUUAAGUGGGUGAGGAAGACGCUAAUUGCACUAGUUCAAAUCACUUUUGGAAGAACCAUCAACAAGUGAGUGCAUUACGAUUUCUCUGCUUCUAGAAUUGUACUCUGAAUCAGCUGCUUGAUGCAGGAACAGCUGACAACAGCACUGACAUGGCUAGCAUGUUUGUUCAGAAACUAGCUUCUGCAUGUUUCUUUGUAUGUAGAAAAGGAAAGUUAAAAUUUCACAAGCUUCGUUUCAGAAUUCCAGACAAAUCUUUCUUAACUUUCCCCGUGUGCCUUGUAUGUCACAAAUCCUUAUGUACUCAGGGCUGAACCAGAAAGCAGGGUGGGUGGGAGAGCCAGGCUUUCCCAAAAUUUGGUGCCAAGGAAAUUCGAAUUUGUGAUCUGCAUCAAUUUGUAUAUAUUUGCUUAUUUUGCAUAAUUCUAAUUAUGUCAGGCAUGGCGGAGAUGAGAGUUACACAGCACAUUGCCAAGCUUAUGAGACUUCAUCAGGCAUGCCCUACAGACUCCCAAACCUGUCCUUGCAGCUUUGGAGAUUAGAAACUUGCCUGCCCCCCCCCCCUUUUAAAUGAAAGCAUAAGAGUUUCAGGAUGCUGAAUUCUUCACCCAGUAUUAGAUGUAGACACACAGUGGUUGCAUUGAAAUAUAAUGUGACUAGAAGCCACCAGAGGGGGCAUGAGAAUGGAGGAUUUCUAGCUAUUUGUAUGUUUCCAUAGAACAGUGCUUCUCAAACAUUUUGAAGUGGGAUUCACCUCUACCUUUUUUUUUUAAAAAAAAAUAAACCUCUGCUCCCCCCCCCAACAAUACAGUACUAUCACAGUUUAAGUUAAAACUUAAAAAGUUUGUAUUUUAUACGUAGUUAAUAUUAUUAUAGCUGCAUUUAUGUAUAAUUUUAUUAUUACUGCCAAUUAUUGUUUUACUCAAACCUAGUUUUCACUGCUUGCUGCUGUCCUGCUCCUAGCUCUCUCUUCCCCCUUUUUAUUUUCCAAAUUUUAGGUAUUGCAGUUGUAAGAGUAACAUUUAGAUUAGUCCAAGUUGCUGUAUUGUCUAAGCAACAUAUUGUAUCUAGGUGGAUAUUUGCCUUGUGGAAACCCUAUUUUUGUUGCUUGAUGUACAAGUUGUCUCUAGGAAGUUUCAAAGUGGGUUAAAAGCAUGUCUCCUCUGGCUAUAGUAUUAUGACCAUUUCUUCUUGACGCCUCUCCCACAAGGCAAAUUCGUGACACUGUAAAUUGGAUCUUCAGUGAACCAAUGCUUGUUUACUACAUCAAUGUGUUCCGAGAUGCUUUUUGGCCAAAUGGAAAACUAGCAUCCAGCUCAAAGCCCAGAAGUGAAGACCAAAGCCGGGAGACGAAACAGAAAGCACAGCAAAAAUUACUUGAAAACAUUCCAGGUGAGCAUAUCAAAUCACGUGUCAUGUUAACGUUCAGAAUGUAAUGAAUCAAAGGAAAUUAUGGUAAUAAACAAUAUUUACCAUUUGUUUAGCCCUUAGAAUGUUCAAAACACUCCACAGGCAAAGUUAAACUCUGCCCACUUUAAUAAGCAAAUCUGUGAGAUUCUAUGAGAUUAAAUUUUAAGCAAACCAAGUACACACACACACAGAGAGAGAGAGAGAGAGAGAGAGAGAGAGAGAGAGAGAGAGAGUUGCAUAUUUAACCUUUAUACAGAUCCCUGACAUCUGUCAGAUGUUAUUCUGUGUGUAGAAGAACUGUUUCUUUUAUAAGAAAUCAGGGUGGCAUUUAGGUGAUAUGGAAAAAGCAGAGAAGCAGGGAACUAAAUCUACUGCGCCCAAAUAUUGAAAAUAAAAAGGCACUUUGUUGUUGUUUAGUCGUUUAGUCGUGUCCGACUCUUCGUGACCCCAUGGACCAGAGCACGCCAAGCACUUCUGUCUUCCACUGCCUCCCGCACUUUACACUUUACAAAAAGGCACUUUACAUGUGUAUUAAUCCAUAUUAUAUUCUUCUUGAUGAUAAAAUCCCUGAUUUGUUUUUAAAAGAUAGAUAACAGGAAUCUAUUUUAACAUUUUGCAUAUGCAGGCUUUUGAAUCAGUAUCUCAAUACACAGCUUACAUUGCUCAUUGCAUAUAUAUAUUUAAUUCAUUGGAAUUUCUUAAAACACAUUAGCAGAUACGUCACCAAAAUUAAAUAUCUUUUCUUCCAGAUACACUACAGAAUCUCGUUGGUCAGCAAAAUGCUCGCCAUGGUGUAAUCAAAGUCUUCAAUGCACUUCAAGAAACCAAGGCCAAUAAGCAUCUUCUUUAUGUGAGUUACCAGCACAUUAUUGCAUGGGUUUGUUACUUAAAAUUACUCUUCCUUCAGACCUCAGAAUUUGGAUUUUUGGUGUUAGUUUCUGGCAUUUACCCUUUGGCCUGCAACAGUAGCUGUUUUAUCCUCUAACCUUUUAGAAUUAUCUGCAGAAUUUGUUUUAACCAGGGAUGGGCGAGAUCCACUGAGGGAAAUGUGGAAUUUGGGAGAUAAAAUCCCCUUGAAGGUCUGUGCCUUGAGAUUUUGGUUUAGACUGGGAGGAAGAGGGAUAAUCUAAACCUGAUAAAUUUACUAAUCCUUGAGGUCUUCGUAGGUAUGUGAAAAUCUGUGCAGAGCCCUGUAUGUGCCAGUAAACAUUGAUGAAUAAUAAGGAUUUGGUCCUCCCCAGAGAGCUACCAAGAGCAUUUUUCCAUGUGUGGUUCUACAACUGUCAGAUGUGCAAAUUGUUUUUUUAAAAAGCAACCAAUGAACCAUAGUACAUAGUGGACAACCUGUAGCCUUCCAGACAGGGCCAAGCCCACCCAUGAGGCAGCCUGAAGCAGCCACCUGGUGUGGUGGAAUCUCAUGGGGCUGUGCCCUGCCCACCGCCGGAGUUGCGUGGCAGCUUCCAGCGAGAUCUUGUGGAACCAGGUAUAAUACCUUAGAAAAGGCUUUUACUGGACAGCCACUCUGCGUAAAGGGCCCCACAAUAAUCUGUGGACUUUACAGUAAUUGCUUCCUUCCAUGUAUGCCUCUUGUUCCUGAAUUGACCACUGUGGGGUCCAUGUGGUAGCCCUUGGGGGCAGGGUGUGUGGGCUUGAUCUCUGCACCUAUUAAUGACUUGCUAUCCACGUUUGUAAUUACCGGUUCAGAAAGAGGGGGAAAACACUUUUAAUCUCUCUUCUUUUCCAGGUGUUAUUGGAAUUGCUGCUAAUUGAACUGUGUCCUGAGUUGCGAACUCAUUUAGAGCAGCUUAAAGCAGCUCAGGUUUGAAUCUGCACAAGUGAAUUACUAGAGACAUGUCUGUUCUUAAAAGCAGACAUGUAACUUAUUUCCCUCUUUUCCACAGAGGGCUGGCUGAGGACUACUGCAAAUUUGUAUUUUUCUUUUCUUUUUACAUUCUACAUGGAGCAAACAAGACUUGAAAGAACUGACGAUACGGUAGAAUGCCAGCACUGCGUAGUUUCUGGCUUUUAUUUAACUUGUUACAUGAAUAAUUCUGUUUAAGAUGCAGAUUGAAAUGUAAAUGUUAAUAUAAGGUAUAAGAACUAUAGAGUAUUUUAAAACAUUUAUGAAAGGCAUUUUGCUUUAGUGGUAUACCAAUGAAUGUUGUACAGUUAAUUUCCUUGCUGAGGAUAAUGAACAUUCCUCUAUUUUCUUGUUGUAUUGAAGAGCCUUGUUGUGCAAUAUAUGUAAAGAUAUUGUGUAAAUUUUAUUGUUUUUAUUUUUACCAAAGAUUUCCCAUAGUUUGGAGCCUUUGUAAGCAAUAAAUAACAAAAAUGAACUGUAGUGUUUCAUAAUUAAGCUACACUUUCAGUGGGUCAAAGUGCUGCUUUCAGAGAGAAUUGCACUGAUUCUGCAAGGUGCAGAACAUAGAUUUCAUGUUGUCAUAAAUCACAUGAAUGUAUGACUUGGCAUUCAUUGCAUAAACCAUUAUACUAAUAACCUGUUGACUUAAACCUUUCAUCCUCUCUUGAUAUCAUUUAUAUAGCUAUUUCCCUAAAUGUGGCUCUUUUUAAAGCACUGGUAAAAGAACAACUGGAUUUAAUGCGAAGCUUGCCAAUUCACUGCUGGAGAUUCCUGCUUUUUGAAUUUUCUGAAACUUAAUUUAGUUCAGCUAGGAAAUGUGAUGGUAUUUCCAAAGCCUGAAUGGGCCCAAAAAGCUUUUGGGUCUCCCACACCUUAACAGAUGGAGAAAACAUCCCUUUUCAAUUCCUUGUUCCUAAAGAAAAAUGCCACAGCACAGCCACUUUGCUUUUCCAUGAGUGGGUGCCUCAAUCCUUUCCCAGCUCAAAACAUAGCCACUACUGCCUUGAAAAAUGCGCGAUAGCUUUUUGAGUAGCAAGGGACUUUUAUGGUACAAUUUCAAAUGCACACAACGUGUCACAGUGUGUCAGUGAUCAGCUCCACAUGCCUGAGCUCAUGGUUUACUUUGAUUCUGCAAUGUACCAACCUACACAGGGCAGAGGGUUUAGUGCUCACCAGCUUCAUGCAGCUGCCCAAGAGGCAUGUCUUGACAAACAGACGGUGACUAAAUUGUAAAGCUUCAGCAUCUCCAGGGUGUGCUAUUGUUCAGCAAUACUAGAAAGGUCUGAUAUGGGACUUUUCAGCAAAGUUUUAUAUAUAAAAGAUGUUUCAGUUGUUUAAUUACAGUAUUCUUUUGCUGCAACUGAUGACUGAAAUAAGAAAAAUUAUCUAAGAAUUGAGGGGUAUUUAAUAAGCUGGCCUUGAAAACUUUUCAGUAUUUGUAGGCAAUGAAAAAGGCAUUUAACGAUGCAGUUUUUAUUAAGUAAACUAGGGUUGGACAGCCUUCCUAAUGCUGUUGGAUUCCAUCAGCCCCAGUCAGCAUGGCGAAUUGUCAGAAACGGCGAGAGACAGUCCUGCACCCCGCCCUGAUACCAGGUAACAGAGCUACAGUUCUGAACUUAAUGCACGUUGACCAAAACUUGAUGGUUACGUAACACUGAAAGUAACUCAUACAAUGCUUUUCUUUUAGAUGAAGAUAAUCAGAACAUUAUGUGCCUAAAAUGCUUGCAAUAAUAACCAUGAUUUAUCAAAAGCUGAACGACAACUGACAUUUGUCGUUAUACAGACAAAACUGCCGGAACUUGCUCAGAUUCAUCAAAACGAUGCUCUAAAUUCUCCCAUGAUUAGCCAGUAGCUCAAGUUCAGAAGCCAGAUCGGGAUCCAGCCUGCAUGCCUAUAAACACAAAGAUGAAUUAGAGUGACCAUAAUUGCAAAUGAACUUUAUACCUUCAUUGUAUUAUAUAAAGCUUACAUUACAAAGCUACGAGGACACACACUUUUUAAAAAAAGUAUUUCGAAUGACAAUCCAAAUAAUGUCGCCUCAAAGAGCUAACAGAGUUAAAGCAACUUACCUUAGAAUAAUAAUUUUUAGCUGCUGCUAAAUCUUGUUGUGUUCCUAGGCCAAACUGGAGACAUCUAGCCAAGUAGAAGGAAGCCAUAGCAAGCCCUCUCUUUAUAUAAAAAGGAAUGCAGUCUGUUGCCUUUGCUAACUUUUCAACGUCAUCAUUUUCUGCAGUCCUGUUUGGAUUCACAAUACAAAGUAAAAGUUUAGUUAUUCUCAGAACCCUGGGGGGCCGCCAUUACGACUUUGCCAACUGUUCUUCCUCCACAUCUGAUCAAACCUCUCACUUUACACCUCACCCACCCCUUUGCUAUCCCUCCGCAGCAGUCACAGCUAGCACAAAGCACCUCUCUACUCCCACCUUCUGCUAACCCCUUUUAAAGCAAUGGGGAGGUGCUUUAAAGAGCAGUUUUCUGGAAUGCUAACACAGCUGGAGGGAAGUACUUCAGAGUGCCUUGCUAAACAGCUCUCUGAUGCGCCUCCCCCCUCCAUUAAAUAAAUUUGUCAGGGCUGCCUGCCACUGCACUGCUUGUUUGCUCACCCGCCUGCCUGUUGUUUGCCCUGUUUAUUUGUUUUUAUUUUUAUUUAUUAAAUACUGGAGUUGGUGUGGCGGCCUACCAGCAGCCACGCAAACUUCAGCAUGACAGCGUCGUUACAUGUUGAUGUUUAAGGGAAGAAGCAGGAAUAACUUGUAUAGUUGGUGCAUUUUUGUGCUAAAAUCCUCAUGCCCCUUCUCCACUUUUUGCAAAUGAACCAAGAGACAAGCAAAGGGUCGUUAAAGCCAUAUUCCUUGUGAAACAGCAACAGAGACAGGCUUGUGUCAUAGUCCCUGCCCCCACGCAUCUUGUCUUCUGAUUCUCAUUUGCCUGAAUGUGAAAAGCGUGUUGAUAGGGCUUUUGUUGCUGUUUUCAGGAAAAAUGGAGGGGACGUUAAAUACUAAGAGCCUUUUGCUCUUGGUCAAAACAACAUUAGAACGAGAAGGGUCUGCAAAAGCUGGCAUUGCUGCUGCUGUCAGAAGGAGGUGGGAGAUUAGAAGUUUGUUGUGAUCUCAUAGCAAAGCAAGCUAAUCAUUAUAAGUUGGGAGAAUUAAGGGCCAGACUAGAUGAUAUUAUUAUUAUUAUUAUUAUUAUUAUUAUUAUUAUUAUUAUUAUAAUACCCCGCCUUUUCCCCUGAUGGGACUCAAGGCAACUUACAGACACGAUGGUGUUCAAAUUGUCUGGCUGUGUGUUAAACAAAUAACUGACAUGGGAAGGUGGUGAUCCAGACUGAGAGCAUGCUGGAGGUUAGAAGGAAAUAAGGCUUCCCCCCUACUAUGGUACCAGUCCUAAUUGGGGGCUUCCUCCCUGCUCUCCCUUCCCAGAACACCAGCAUGUUCUCUCUUCUCAGGGUCCCUCCCUUCUCAUUGUACUCAAACAUCUCCCUCUUCCAUUCUUCAGCUGUCUCCUGUGUGAGAGAAAAAGGACGCAGAGCCCACAAAUGGACAUGGCAGUGAAGGCAAAACCAGGUGCAGAGCAGGGCUGCGGAAAGGAAUAGAUAAGUGGCUUCAGAAAUGGGGUUGUGGUGGUGAAAACCAGGCUUAGUAGUUGCAUGGGGUGGGAAGGGGAAACCACUUGGAGUAAAUGUGGAGGAAUGGUGAGCAGAGCAAGUUGGGACACAGCCCCUACUGGGUUAAACAAAAAAUGAAAUCAGCUGUACAAGGCCAGGCAAUGUGAAUAAUGUAAUGUUGAAUUUGGCCCAAAGAUUUCACAGUAGUAUAGUGACUUGUUGUAAUGAUCUCAGGCAGGCAAGCAAGCAAGCUCCAAUAAGAAUUAAUGAGUCUCUGGCAGUUUUAUGGUAUGUUUAUUUACAAUUAACACCCAGAGAGCAUCUCCGAGCCUGCCGCUCUUAGCUACGAGUUGGUCACCCUUUCGCAGCAUGAAGGGUGCCAUAGUCCAGUCCUUCCUCUCUUAUACUUUCAGCUCUUCUGGUUCGGGGACAAGGUGGGUGGACUCCCCCCUCCCUCAAAAGAAGAGUCCUCUAAACGCUGCCUCCCUCCUGGUUGCAUAGCAAUCCCCUCAAUGUCACCUACUCCUCCCUUCUCUCUGCCUGCAAGCCUUCUGAAUCUGCUGCUCUAUCUGAGUCUGGGAACUCUUGAUGAAGGGGAGCCGAACUAACCCACUCCUGCUCAGUCUGUGACUGCAUUCCCUCGUCUCCAGAGUCAGACUCUUCCCAGAAAUGUCAGAUAUAGGCUGCAAACCCAUGUACACUUUCCUAGAUGUAAGCCCCACUGAACAUAGUGAGCCUUGCUUCUGAGUGAGCAUGCUUAGACAGGCACCAUUAGGCAAAAGGUUAGAUGUAUCAUUCUUGUCACAAACCAGGUAGGAACAAGUGGAAUGGUAGCUAUUUCCCAAAGUUCUAGGACAUCAUUUAGCAAAACCAUUAAGGCAAAAAUGAGAGUGCUGAAUCAUUUCUCCAUUCUCAAAUGCCAUCCAAGUGCUUUAAAACUGAAGCUGGAUGUAUUGCUGAAAAAACCCUUGAGCUAGAAGAUUAGCACUUGAACAUGCAAUCUGGAAAGUAAAAUAAGUCUUUAUUGAAUAGUGACAUGAAGAAAAUUGUCCUACCACCAUGCCUCACCAGAUAUGAACUAGAUAAUUAUGCCUUUCCUGGGUAAACUCAUGUGUUCCUCCCACUUAAAAUCUAGUAUCCUGAAUUUAGUGGAUAUUAAGGGCAAAACAUAAAACUGAUUCUCUCUCUCUCCCCCCCCCCCACUGUCUUUCCCUUUUGCUGGAGAAAGCAAGGAGAGUCAAGCAGAGAGGAAAUUUAGUUCCAACAAGCAGAAUUGUUUUUUUAAGAUCAGCAACACAAAAAUUAAAAGGUACCAUAUUUCUAUGUAUCUGUUCUUUGGGAACUGAUCUAAUAAUGCCUUUGUUUUCAUCAUUAGCUUCCACUUGAAUUACUAAUGAAUUAAUUUACCUUUUGGCAAAGUCGGCUGCUUUUGUAAAAAAUUUCCUUUUGUAGUAAUAUUCCACCAAGUGACCUUUAGCAUAGACAUUCCCACGAUCUGAGGCUGCAGUCAGGCACUCCAGAGCAGCUUUUAAAUUUGGACGUACACCGUGCCCAUAAAAAUACAUAAGACCAAGGAUGCCCUGUGAUUCCAGGCUCCCAUUUCCACAAGCUUCUGAAUGCCAAAAGAAGGCCUGUAGGAGAAAGAAUGGGAUUUUGAAACAUAUAUAGUGGCAACAUGGUUGAAUGGGUACUGUACAAAAUACGCUUAUGAGCAGCCUCACUGGCUAGGCAGAGAUGUAGACUUGUAAUCAGCAUAAUAUAAUGGCCAUUAAAUUACAUGUUAUUGGCACUUUAACCAACUGAUUUGAGGGCUCUCUUAUUACAUAGCCUAAAAAAGGUAAAGGACCCCUGACAGUUAAGUCCAGUCGCAAACGACUGGGGUUGUGACGCUCAUCUCGCUUUACUGGCUGAGGGAGCCGAUGUUUGCCCACAGACAGUUUUUCUGGGUCAUGUGGCCAGCAUGACUAAGCUGCUUAUGGCGAAACCAGAGCAGCGCACGGAAACACCGCUUACCUUCCCGCCGGAGCGGUACCUAUUUAUCUACUUGCACUUUAACGUGCUUUCGAACUGCUAGGUUGGCAGGAACUGCUAGGUUGGCAGGAUUACAUAGACUAGGGGAUACCAAUGUGGUUCCCACAGGGGCUUUUGCUGACGCCUACGGGGUCCCCUGCCCUGGCUGAAAUCAGGCUUGAAAGAAACAUUCUGUUGCAGCCCAUAGAACAGGUUGUGGUGUGGCCUUGGUUGCAGAGUUUAUAUGUGGUGCCCGUGACAGUUUCUCACGCUUGUUCACGGUCCCAACAAUGUUGGCGAUUACCAAUUUAGGCAUAUGCAUAAAUGGCAGUGAAAAUGGUAGUGAACACGCCAGCACUUCUGACGUAGUGUAUGGGCAGCUACCAACUGCAAUAUAGACUCUUGGGGAUUGUCCACCAGACUUCUGCUUGCCCUGUGCUUGAUAGGCAUUGGUACGAGAGGUUCUUUGUCUGCCCUGCUGCUUUCCCUAGGAAAACUUGCUGUUGAAUCGGAACAAAUGUUGAUCCGCAGAAAACCCAAUUGACGUUUUGUUCUGAUUCAGCAGUAAACAGCACGUUUUCCUGGGGGAAAGCAGUGGGACAAGUGGAAGUGUGUUUGAGCACUUAAUCUUAGAACACAGUCUUUUAAAAAGAGCAAGCCAAUGUUUCUAUUUACAGCCUGCCAGAUGUUUUGCUUAGUUAUAAAUGCAGAACUUCUCUGAUAUUUAAUGGCUUCUUGUUUUUUGAAAUGUUGAGCUCAUGGCAUUAAGAAAAGACUGGUUGUUAAAUUACCCCAGGAUGUUCAAGCCUUCCUUCAAAUGACUAAUGCUGUUAUCAUGAGAUUCAAGUCUGAUGUGCCAACCCACGCAGCUCAUUAGUGUUUCAUUACGCAAACCUGGCCACAAAUGUCAAAGGGUCGAAAGUGAAUUUUGCUUUUGCCAGCGUACAACUUCAUUCUUUUUCUUUGUAGUGCUGCUAUCAUCUUCAUUUUAUUUCUACACUGCCCUUCAUCCACCGAUUGCAGGGUAGUAUACAACAGUACAUUAAACUAUUCUCAUAAUUGCUGUGGCUCAGUUUCUUGGGGGGGGGGGAAUUAUUUGAGUUUAUAUUGCUGCAAAUUGGAUCCUUCUUUCUCCUGGGUAUUUGAAAGCUAAGGCAAGAAUAUUUGGUUUAAAUGGGGGAAGUGUGUUUUGCUUGAAAACUCAGGGACGCAAAUGGCUGGGGGGGGGGGGGAACCACACAUUUCACUUCUUGCAGUGGCAACGAUCAUAAGUGAUAUGGGUAUCCGGUACCCUAAAUUCAGAUAAGGUGAAAGGCUACUGUGUCUCUUAGUUUAUUCUGAAAGGUAGUAAAAGCUAGCUCUUCUAAAUGGUUUAAUAUACCAAGCAUGUUUGAGGGGAGACCCUAUUCACAUAGAGAAAAGAUAAUAGGUAUUUUUUUUCUCAAUCAAGCAAGAAGGAUUUGCCUGUACAACCAGUCUUCUACAUGCACUGCAAACGUGCAGCUGGAUACUGUUCUCAUCAGUGUCAUAAUGGCUGGAUCAUCUUUUGAUGCAAAUGGAGAUGUAGCUUCACAGAGAGCCACUAGCUCAUGGGUAGGCAAACUAAGGCCCAGGGGCCGAAUCCGGCCCAAUCGCCUUCUAAAUCCAGCCUGCAUACAGUAUGGGAAUCAGUGUGUUUCUACAUGAGUAGAAUGUGCCCUUUUAUUUAAAAUGCAGCUCUGGGUUAUUUGUGGGGCCUGCCUGGUGUUUCUACAUGAGUAGAAUGUGUGCUUUUAUUUAAAAUGCAUCUCUGGGUUAUUUGUGGGGCAUAGGAAUUCGUUCAUCCCCCCCCCCCAAAAAAAAAUAUAUAGACCCCACAAGGUCUGAGGGACAGUGGACUGGCCCCCUGCUGAAAAAGUUUGCUGACCCCUGCAAUAGCUCUUACACAUGCCUAGUUGCCUACAGCUACAAGCAGAUUAGGGUCAGUGCUGCUGUAAAACUUUCUCCCCCCUGGCAAAAAGUGCUGCAUCUCAAAAGGCAUCAGGUACUUAAGAAACGCCUUAAAUUGCUUGGCAGCCUUUCAUUGCAAACCAGUUGUGGAUGCACAAGUAUUUUGUACUACUCCCUUGAUUCUUGCCACAUCUAAAUCACAACAGCCUCAUUUAACUGGACAGCACACCUGAAUCAAGAUUUGUGAUGUAAGCCAAAGCAGGACACGUACCUUUUUCAGAUCCUUUCGAUGCUUUGCUGAAUACAGCAUCCCAAGGGCUGUUUGAGCCUUUACACUUGCUUUUGGGUUCCCGUGGUCUGCAGCAAUAAACCAUAAACUGGAAGACAUAGGAAAACAUGAGUGGCAUGGUUGGCCUGUUCCUCUUAAAACAGGUAUAGGUAACCCAUGGCUAGAAUAAAGGGAAAGGGAGAAGCAAUGGAAAGAGCUAGACUGGUAAAGAAAAAGCGAUUUAUGUGCAUUGUAUGUGUGAUAUGGGAUGCGGGUGGCGCUGUGGGUUAAACCGCAGCCUAGGGCUUGCUGAUCAGAAGGUCGGCGGUUCAAAUCCCCGCGACGGGGUGAGCUCCCGUUGCUUGGUCCCUGCUCCUGCCAACCUAGCAGUUCAAAAGCACAUCAGAGUGCAAGUAGAUAAAUAGGUACUGCUCCGGCGGGAAGGUAAACGGCGUUCCCGUGCGCUGCUCUGGUUCGCCAGAAGCAGCUUAGUCAUGCUGGCCACAUGAUCCCAAAGCUGUAUGCCAGCUCCCUCGGCCAAUAAAGCGAGAUGAGCGCCGCAACCCCAGAGUCGUACGCAACUGGACCUAAUGGUCAGGGGUCCCUUUACCUUUAUGUGCGAUACAACAUUGUGUCACAAUAGCGACGUGGAGUCCCGUUUUUCUCUACCUGUUUUCCCUGUUUAAAUUUACAAUGCUUUAAACUGAAAUGCUUCUUUGAUGUGUCUAGAUCCAGCCCAUGACAGAUGAAGCAAUGGAAGGUGGAGAGUUAAAAAGCGCUCUGUAAGUUAUCUGCUCAGACCUCUGGCAAAAUUAAUCUGUUGUUCCAUCUCUUGGCAGCCAAACCCAUUAUGUGGAGGUGAUGGAGAAGGGAAUGAAAUGUAUUUUAAAAGGUGAUAGCAUGCACGGAUGAAGAGGCUCUGUCCCUGCCCACCAGUGGCACCUGACAGAUUACUCCUAAGUGAAUACUGGCUUUGACAAGUGAAAAACAACAACAACAAAGGUUCUCCACUCCUGCUUUAGGGCUGUUCUAUAUUGCAGUGUCCAGAUGCAAUUACAAUGAAGUGGGAACCUGGAAAAAUGGCAGACUGAGCCCUCGUCUCCGUGCUGAGAAAAUGCACAUUUCCUACCAGUAAAAUAGCUAUGUGGUGUGACGAGGCAAAGACUGAUGCGUGCGUGCGUGCGUGAAAGGGGCAUUAACGCAUGUGACCUUUCUCAAAAGUGCAUCCACAUCACACAGGUGUCUCGUGAAGGUUACCGUUCAGCAUCUUUCUCUGAAAUCUCAAUUCCACAUCCUUCGUAGCAAGCUCUUCCAAGGUUGUAGGCAGCAGCAAACUUCAAAUGUCUUGCUUUAGGGGAACUGGAGUUGAUAAUCUUCUCCAUAUAUUCAAUUCCCUUUUGCUGUAGGUGACAAAAAACAGCAAAAAUACACAGCAUAACAAAACUCUACCAAACACAGCAUAUGAAAUCCAUAUUGGCAAACUUAACAAAAACAUUAACAUUCCACUAAAUGUAGCAGUUACCAAGGGGGUAACUGUUUGUUACCAGGGGGAAAAGUUUGUGGGAAGAAAGGUUUUUUUACAAGUACAAAUCCGAGUAAAACAAAAAGGGUUUGGUAAAUUGUAACCAGAUGCAUAGUGUGCCUGAUUUCUCACAAUUUUAUCUGCUUCUUUCAUUUGGUUUCAGGUGCAGCAUUUCCUUUGGAUAUUACAAUGACCCCCACCCCACCCCACAAUGUAACAAAUAUAUUGCCCUCUAGUGACAUUAGGAAAUAUUUCAUAUGAUUAAGAUUGACCUGCAAUUGUAGAAACGUAAUACAGUAAUUGGCUUUUAAAACUUAAUUGGGCAGCAUAUAAAUUUCUUCAUUUUUAUUUUUAUUUAAAAAAAAACCUUGUAUCAGAAUUCACAUAUGCAAACAUCUGGCUCUAGCAUGAAUGCAGCACUCAGGGAUAGGACUACAGUGGUACCUUGGUUCUCAAACGCCUUGGUACUCAUACGUUUUAGCUCCCAAACGCCGCAAACCUGGAAGUAAGUGUUCUAGUUUGCAAACGUUUUUUGGAAGCCGAAUGUCCGACGCACCUUCCACCUGACUGCAGGAAGCUCCUACAGCCAAUGAGAAGCCGCACCUUGAUUUUUGAACGGACUCCCGGAACGGAUUGUUUGAGAACCAAGGUACCGCUGUAGUAGCAUUGCAUACUACCUAGCAUCUAUGUAAGCCACCCAUGUUCUCCAGGCUGCUCACAAAAAGAAGACAAUGCAAUAUUUUAAAAAGUCAAAAACAAUUAGUUGCUGCAUAAAAUUAUUUUUACCAGUAGAGUGGGGGAAAAUAUAAAACCAAGACAGCAGCACAAAUGUACAGCAAAUUACAAGUCUGACUUUGAGAGCCUGAUUUUUAAAAAAGGCUUGUACAGAUAAUUUUUAUUAUUAUUAUUAUUUUUACUUAGCACCCAAAAGAUCAUAACAAGAGCACCAGGAAAGUCUCUCUGUGACAAUAUUGGACUCUGCCUACCAUAUUUAGGGCACAUUCCUAUGAUCCUCAGUAGGGCCUCUCAGAGGCCAUAGAAUAUUUUAGACCACCUUUUCCAUGGAUAGCCCUCCUCUUCGUUCCCAGGCCUUUGGCAAAACAAUCUAUGGCUUUUUAAAUUGUGUGGGGCUGGGUUAUUGCUUUUGUUUGUUACUAUGGUAUGCAUUUUUGUGUUUUUUAUAUUGUAAGUUGUUCUCCGAUUCUCAGAUGGAUGGUAUAGAAAUUUAAUAAAUAAAAAGCACAGCGCUCUCAGAAUUGGGUGUUUUGGGGGGGCAAGAUCCCCCCAAUAAACUAUGAUUGCACAACCUGACUUUAUCAGUGACUGAAUUUGCCACCUGAAAACGCUAACAGUCUAGAAGCAUCCUCUGCUUUCUGGCUCCACCGAUUUGCUCUGCCCAAUGAUGUUAUGCUUCAGACAUUUGCUUAUUAAUCUGCAUCUUUGAAAUUCAUGCUAUUAAGUAAGAAAAGUUGUUACCUAAUGAAUAACCAAAGGGGGGAACCAAUCUGGUUGCAACUUACAGGAUCUGGUGGGGUCCCCAGUCCAUCAUAGUACAUUACGCCUAGUUGAUACAUGGACUGAAAAUCUGUGUUUUGUUCAAACUGCUGCAGUGCCUCUUCAUACCAUCCCUGUGCAAGAAACGACGAGAGAUCAAAUACUCAGGAUUAAAUCUAGCUACUGAAGCCUUUGG